This is a messenger RNA of Coregonus sp. 'balchen', 52712 nucleotides long. NCBI's taxonomy places the organism in Eukaryota, Metazoa, Chordata, Actinopteri, Salmoniformes, Salmonidae. The record is from the annotation of a GenBank genome assembly.
UCCACGGCGCAGAGCUCAUGAGAUGAGCCUACUGGGUGGCUAUAAGAAAAAGCCCUGCAGUUACGAUGGCUAUGAAUCUUUACAGUUGGUCGAUAGCAGCGGAGGCGUCAAUAACGGAGGAGGGAGACGCAGCGGAAUCGGCGGAGGCUUGGUAUCAGCAGCAACCCUAGGAGGACCGAAGGCAGGCCCACUGCGGGAGAACGACUGCAGCACCAUGGACAGCUCAGGUAAGCGGCGGCUCGCCAUGGGAGGCAGUGUGGCUCACGCACAGCAAGCAAGGCCAAGCUGGGGAUAAUGCGGAUCUGUUGCAUGCGAGGUAGAGCACGCCUCUCGCUGUGUGAUACUCCCUGAAAUAUAUUUCAUUGGAAUAAGAUCAGUGUAAAUAGGUUAACAUAGAUUAUCUAGACAUUUCUGUCUUAGUGUUUCCGUGCAUUGCAUCAUGUAAUCGUGGUGUCUCCUUAUAUUGUAGCCUAUAUUGUUUAGCUUUUAUUUUGUGUGAGUAGAGCUGAUCUCAUCAUAGCAGUUUAUUUUGUGUGAGUAGAGCUGAUCUCAUCAUAGCAGUUUAUUUUGUGUGAGUAGAGCUGAUCUCAUCAUAGCAGUUUAUUUUGUGUGAGUAGAGCUGAUCUCAUCAUAGCAGUUUAUUUUGUGUGAGUAGAGCUGAUCUCAUCAUAGCAGUUUAUUUUGUGUGAGUAGAGCUGAUCUCAUCAUAGCAGUUUAUUUUGUGUGAGUAGAGCUGAUCUCAUCAUAGCAGUUUAUUUUGUGUAAGGAGAGCUGAUCUCAUUAUAGCAGUUAAUAUUGUGUGAGUAGAGCUGAUCUCAUCAUAGCAGUUUAUUUUGUGUGAGUAGAGCUGAUCUCAUCAUAGCAGUUUAUUUUGUGUGAGUAGAGCUGAUCUCAUUAUAGCAGUUUAUUUUGUGUGAGUAGAGCUGAUCUCAUCAUAGUAGUUUAUUUUGUGUGAGUAGAGCUGAUCUCAUCAUAGCAGUUUAUUUUGUGUGAGUAGAGCUGAUCUCAUCAUAGCAGUUUAUUUUGUGUGAGUAGAGCUGAUCUCAUUAUAGCAGUUCAUAUUGUGUGAGUAGAGCUGAUCUCAUCAUAGCAAUUUAUUUUGUGUGAGUAUAGCUGAUCUCAUUAUAGCAGUUUAUUUUGUGUUGAAAUAACAUCAUUAUGUCUAUUUUAGCGUUCACUACUAGGCUAAAAUAAAUGCUGAAUGUUGCAGACUUUUAUUAAGCUACCUAUAUUUUAAUAAAACUGAAAUUAAUGUAAUUUAACAUGCACACAUUAGACCAUCUACAUAGUCCCUAUCAAUCACCCUGCUGUGGUGUAGCCCUAAGACUUGAUUAACAGUGACAGUAAUAGACAGCUUGACAAUAGCUAACAUGGCAUAAAAACUAACACUAACCCAAUAAUACGCUCUAUCCUUCAUUGUUCCUUUUGAAGAAUUGUAUGAAGGGAAUUUCCUGCAUACAGUUGCCUAUAUGUCAUUGGAGAGUUAAAAGGCCACAGUUCAUUGUCAGUGAGUGGGUGGUAGUGUUGUGAACAGGGAUAUAUCAACCAGGGCCCAGAUUCACAAAACACUUCUUAUGCAAAAAUGUAAGAAGAUUCUUAAGAAAAAAAAUAUGAAGUUCAUAAAAUAGUUUGUAAGUGCAAUUCCUCAACAAUAUCUUAAGAUUUAAUGAUUUUCUUACGAACUUCUCAAAUAUCUUCUUACAAAUCUUCUUAAGAUGUAUGUUGCUAGGCAACCGUUUUAGCUAGCUAUCUAGCUAGCAAUAGCAAUGAUGUUAGCGUAUUUAUUACUGCGAUUACUGUUCUAAAACAUGUUCUUGGGUUUAAAAUUAUAAAUACUGAACAUUUCAGAUGAAGUUUGUGAGUGAAUUAAACAUGUUCAAUUGCUUUCAUGAGCUUUUUCUCUCACUGCCCUGAGUUUAAGAAAAGGGUUUAGCUAUCUUGGAGUUAGGUUAAAGGGUUAAGGUUAGGGGAAGGGUUAGCUAAAAGGGUUAAGGUUAGGGUUAGGGGAAGGGUUAGCUAAAAGGGUUAAGGUUAGGGUUAGGGGAAGGGUUAGCUAAAAGGGUUAAGGUUAGGGUUAGGGGAAGGGUUAGCUAAAAGGGUUAAGGUUAGGGUUAGGUGAAGGGUUAGCUAAAAGGGUUAAGGUUAGGGUUUGGGGAAAGGUUAGCUAACAUGCUUAGUAGGUGCAAAGUAGCUAAAAAAUAGUAAGUAGUUGAAAAGUUGCUAAUUAGCUAAAAUGCUAAAGUUGUCCGUGAUGAGAUAUGAACUCUCAACCUUUGGGUUUCUAGACGUUUGCGUUAUACGCCCACCCUCCUUUUGUUUUUGCCUUAAGUAACCAGCUGUCUUAUGUAACCAUAUAAAACGUAACAUAUCAUACUAAAUGGAGUGUCUCAGAUUUAUGUACAGAAUAAUACGAAAUGCUCUGAGACCAGGUUGGAUAUAUCUACAGCACACUGCAGUGCACUGAAAGACCUGGCCUUAGGGACUGGGUCUAUCUGAGCUGAGGGAAGUGUAGGAUGCAUAGGGAAGGGGAGGGGAGGGGAGGGGAGAGAGAGAGAAGGGGGGAGAGGGGAGGAGGGAGAGGAGGACAUAGCCCUCUGAGAUAGCUGAGUGUCAGGUGAGUCUGCCUGGGCUAGCUGGCUGGCUGUAUGGGGUCUGUAUCUCCUGCCCCCUCUGCUUCUCUCUGUGCCUGUGCAGUUUUGCUCAGUAGACAUCAGAGCUCUGCAGACUCCCAUCUCCAUCUGGUCAGUUGUGUUUGGCAGGCAAGCCAGCACACAGGCAGACUGAACGACUCACUGACCAACUGACUAAAUUCAACACACCUGGUCUUCCAGGUCGGUUAAAUCAAACACACAAAGUGCUGCAGCAGUCCAGGACCGGGUUGACUACCCCUGGUCUAUGUCCUGUAAAUCUCCAGGGUGUUUGAAAGGGAUUGGUGAGACCACCAGGCACCAUCAGCGCACCAUCAGCUUGGCAUCAGAAAAUGUCUAUUAUGUGAGAAAUUUCACAUUGGAAAUGCCAACUUCCCUAUCUCCCCAACUCCAGGGCAGCGCUCUUACAGUAGAGCUGUUUUGUUGACAUGAAGUGAAUAAUAGAUGGCUGGAUCCCGUCACUGCAGUCCGCUGUGAAUAUUCAAGUCUUAAAGGAAAAUUGUGCAUCAUACAGGGAUGAUUUCUGUAUUUUGAAAGUUACAUAUCUUGGAAACUUGAUUGCUGACAAGCAAAACAUUUUGGGACUAUGUCAACAAUGGACUAAUGAAACAAAUGGCAAAAUAUAGUUUUGGGGUGGAGUUUUCCUUUAAAUGAAGGGGAACAUAGUAGUGUGGUGCAUAUCUGCUGCUAUAUCAAUCAUGUUUUGUGGGUGUUAAUGUCCCACAUAGUCAGUAUUGAUGCCAAGCAGCCUGUCCCGUCCAGACAGAUGAAUCAUAGACUCUUGUCUUAUCAGCAGCAUCUAUAAUAAAGAGGCCCACAUGUCGCUACUGCAGUACACAGGCCUACCUGCUCUGUCUGUUUGUCUGUCUGUUUGUCUGCGUCUCUUUGUCUGUUUCUCUGUCUCUCUCUGUCUGUCCCAUUCACCCUGCACCGGAUGGAGGGUAUAAAGGAUGAAGGUUGGGGCUGUUGAAGGAGAGAGAGAGGCACAUUGAGACUGUGCUUGUAUUGAUCUCUGACCGGGGCCAAGUCUCUUUCUGGGCCAGCGGCUCUCUGACUGGGCCUUUCUCUCACAUCAGAGGUGCCUGACUGGAGUAGGGAGGGUGGAGGGAUGAAAGGGAGGAGAGUGAGAGGUCGGAGUUCAGAGAGCAGUAACCAACUCUAAGGGAUGGCUGUGGUGGAGGCUUUGAAGUAUUCCUCUAGAUACCUCUCUGACUUUAAAAGAGGGACAAGCUGACUGGUCACAUAGUCUGAAAGAGGGUGCUAAAUAAUGUCCAAGAGGUACAAUUAGUAUUAAAGUAACUGUCCAGUGAAAACUUCAGUUCAUAUUCUGUUACCUCAUACCCAAAUAAUGUUGUUGACUCGUAUUUGUAGCUAACACAUAAGUUGGAGAAAAAACAGUGAAAAAACCCCACCUCAAACUUGUAUCUCAAACAGACCAUUUCAAAAAUGUUUGCUAUUCCCUGCCUAUAUCCUGCCUCAUUGGCUGAGCUGGCCAAUGAGCAGUCUAUUCGCAUUAAUAUUAUUAAUGACCAGAAUACGCCCACACCAUUCCACACCAUUCCAACACAGAAAAGCUGCUUUUAACAUAUUUAAUAAAAACAUUUUCGAAGGAAAAGUAUUUAUCUCAUUUUGUAAACACUACAUUACCAAAAGUAUGUGGAUACCUGCUCGUCGAACAUCUCAUUCCAAAAUCAUGGGCAUUAAUAUGGAGUUGGUCCACCCUUUGCUGCUAUAACAGCCUCCACUCUUCUGGGAAGGCUUUCCACUAGAGGUUGGAACAUUGUUGCGGGGACUUCCUUCCAUUCAGCCACAAGAGCAUUAGUGAGGUCGGGCACUGUCGGCGUUGCAAUUCAUCCCAAAGGUGUUCAAUGAGGUUGAGGUCAGGGCUCUGUGCAGGCCAGUCAAGUUCUUCCACACCGAUCUCGACAAACCAUUUCUGUGUCGACCUCGCUUUAUGCACGGGGGCAUUGUCAUGCUGAAACAGGAACGGGCCUUCCCCAAACUGUUGCUACAAAGUUGGAAGCACAGAAUCGUCUAGAAUGUCGGCUCAGCCGCGAAGUGAUAGGCCAAACAAGCUCACAGAACGGGACUACCGAGUGCUAAAACGCGUAGGCCAUAAAAAUUGUCUGUCCUCGGUUGCAACACUCACUACCGAGUUCCAAACUGCCUCUGGAAGCAACGUCAGCACAAGAACUGUUCGUCAGGAGCUUCAUAAAAUGGGUUUCCAUGGCCAAGCAGCCGCACACAAGCCUAACAUCACCAUGUGCAACGCCAAACGUCGGCUGGAGUGGUGUAAAGUUCGCCGCCAUUGGACUCUGGAGUAGUGGAAACGCAUUCUCUGGAGUGAUGAAUCACGCUUCACCAUCUGGCAGUCCGACGGACUAAUCUAGGUUUGGCGGAUGCCAGGAAAACACUACCUGCCAACUGUAAAGUUUGGUGGAAGAGGAAUAAUGGUCUGGAGCUGUUGUUCAUGGUUCGGGCUAGGCCCCUUAGUUGCAAUGAAGGGAAAUCUUAACAUUACAGCAUACAAUGACAUUCUAGACGAUUCUGUGCUUCCAACUUUGUGGCAACAGUUUGGGGAAGGCCCUUUCCUGUUUCAGCAUGACAAUGCCCCUGUGCACAAAGCAAGGUCCAUACAGAAAUAGGGGGACCAACUCCAUAUUAAUGCGCAUGAUUUUGGAAUGAGAUGUUCUACGAGCAGGUGUCCAUAUACUUUGGUCAUGUAGUUUAUUUCAUAGAACACUGGACAGUUACUUUAAGAUAUAGUUUAAUGAAUUAUUGUUCUAACCGAUGAGAAUCGUUGUGCAGUAGGCUAGGGGUGAUCUGUAGAUUUCCACUCAUGCAAAUGUAUUACUCUACAUUCACUAAUGACUGCAGCUGUGGAGGAGGGACUUCUAAUGCUGUGUUUGUGUCUGAGUUAGACUAUCACACCCUUAGAACUAAGAAUUAGAACUCUAUCACACCCUUAGAACUAAGAAUUAGAACUCUAUCACACCCUUAGAAUUAGGAAUUAGAACUCGAUCACACCCUUAGAAUUAGGAAUUAGAACUCGAUCACACCCUUAGAAUGAGGAAUUAGAACUCGAUCACACCCUUAGAAUGAGGAAUUAGAACUCGAUCACACCCUUAGAAUGAGGAAUUAGAACUUUAUCACACCCUUAGAAUUAGGAAUUAGAACUCGAUCAUACCCUUAGGACAAGGAAUUAGAUCACACCCUUCAUUUAGGAUAUAGAAUACUAUGUUUACUCAACUUGGCUUUAAACACAAGCAUAUUCAGGUGAAAUUGGAAAUAAUUCUGCCUGUCAGAUACCAGACACCUCUUAGGAGUGUUGACAGUCUGAAUUUAGAGUUGAAGGAGAAGAGGGAGAGACAUGUUUCUGCAUCAGCAGUGUGUAGGAGAAGGUUAGCAAUCUCUCUCAGUUAGCAGUGGCAUUUCCCAAUGAGAUUGCUGUAUGAAUCCUGUCGACAGUCUCGAGUGCUUGUGUCUCGAAAAUAGGCUUGAUGCUAUCACUCUCACUCUAACUAUAGAUUACCCCAUUUCCCUCGAGUGUGUGUGUGUGUGUGUGUGUGUGUGUGUGUGUGUGUGUGUGUGUGUGCGUGUGUGUGUGUGUGCAUUUGUGUGGUAUGGUAAGGCUGUUUUCCCCACACAAUUAUCACACAAUUAUCACACACACACACACACACACACACACACACACUUGUAUUAGGACAUAAAGGCAGCCCUCCAAUUCACACAAAAUGUCCCUUUUACCAUCAUGAUGGAUUUCCUGUCUUCUGAGACUCUAUUAAAUGUGUUGAAAUCAAGUCAAAGGAAUGCAGUCAGUGCACACUCAGGUGCCUCCUAGAUGCCAGAAUGGAGCCCCUGCUCAGGCUUAAUCACCCACUUGAAGCAGUCCUUUGCUUGAUUGAUAAGCUCUUAGAUUUAAAUUGCUCUGUAAAGACCAUAGCUCUACAGCACUUGAUUACUACUCCCUAAGACCUUCUAUAGAGGAACACUGGGUGUGUUGAGGCUCUGAGGUUUGUGUUAGUGAUAGUAGUGAUGGUGGUAGUGGUAGUUUUUAUUUUGAUUUAAUAACCUUUAUCUAUCCAGGAAAUCCCAGUGAGAUCAGGAAACCUCUUUUACAAGGGAGAUCUGACCUAAGUGUGUGUCCGUGUCCUCCAUCUCCAGAUAUGGACGCCAACAAUGGUGGAGGGCUGCUGCUGGACAUGGUGGAGGGCGUAGCUGGCAAGUAGUGAUAAUGGUAGUGGUAGUGGUGGUAGUGGUAGUAGUGGUGGUAGUAGUGGUAGUGGUAGUGGUAGUGGUGGUGGUAGUGGUGGUGGUAGUGGUAGUGGUAGUGGUGGUGGUAGUGGUGGUAGUAGUGGUGGUGGUAAUGGUGGUAGUGGUAGUAGUGGGGUGGUUAGUGGUAGUGGUAGUGGUAGUGGUAGUGGUAGUGGGUGGUGUGGUGUGGUGGUGGGUAGUGGUGGGUGGUGGUGUGGUGUGUGGGGUAGUUGUGGUUUGUGUGGUUGUGGUGUGUCGUGGUAGUGGUGGUGUGUGUGUGUGUGGUGUGGUGGUGGUCGGGUGGUGUGGUGUGGUUGGUGUGGUGGUGUUGGUCGUGGUGGUGGUGGUGGUGGUGGUGGUGGUGGUGGUCGUGGUGUGUGUGGUGGUGGGUGGUUGGUGUGGGUGGUGGUUGGUGUGUGGUGUGGGUGGUGGUGGUAGUGGUGUGUGUGGGGUAGUUGGUGGUGUGUGGUUGGUGGUAUGUAGUGGUGUAGGUGUAUGUGGUGGUGGUGGGUGUGUGGUGUUUGUGGUGGUAGUGGUAGUGGUGGUGUGUGGUUUGGUGUGUCGUGUGGUGGUGGUGUGGUGGUGGUGGUCUUUAGUGGGGUUUGGGUGGGUGGUGGUUUAGUGGGUUGGUGUGUGUGGUGUGUGGUUGGUGUGGUGUGGUGGUAGUGGUGAGUUUGGGUGGGGGGGUGUGGUGGUGGGUGGUGGUAGUGGUGAUAGUGUGGGUGGUGUGUGUGGUGGUGGUUGUAGUGUGGGUGGUGGAUAGUGUGGAGGGUGGUUUGGUGUGUGGGUUGUGGUGUAGUUGGUAGUUGGUGGUAGUAUUGUGGUGGUGUGUUGUGGUAGUGUGGUUGUUGGUGGUUGGUGGUGGUGGUGUGCUUCUUUCUUGGUGGGUGUCGUCUUAGUGUGGUCGUAGGUGGUGGUGUGUCUCUAUGGUGGUGGUCGUUUGUGGUGUGUGGUAGUCGUGUCUCUCUGGUUGGUGCUCGUCUUUUGUGUGGUCUGGUGGUGGUCGUCGUCGUGGUUUGUGGGUCGUCGUCUCUCUUGUGUGUGUUGUCUCUCUCGUGGUGGUCAGUGGUGGUGGUGGUAACGAUGCUCGCGUGGGGGUGGUGGUGUAUGGUGGUGGUAGUGGUGGCGUGUGUCUUCGUGUGCUCUCUCUCUCCCUGCAUUGCCGCUCUCUCACUCCCUAUCAUCUCGUCUCUCCUCUCUCUCUCUCUCGUCUCUCUCGGCUCUCUCUCAUCUCUCUUCCCUCUCUCGUCUAUCCUCACUCCCUCUCUUCUCGCUCAUCUCUCUCCUCCUCGUCCCCUCGUCUCUCUUCUCUCUCUCUCUCUCUCUCUCUUUCUUUCUUUAACAGUUUAUCAGUCCAAUUAGUGUGCUUGUUAUUGUAUAUGUUGCAUGUUGUCUCUGUGCCCAUGUUGUUAUAUUUGUUUGUCUGUGCUGUGCUGCAUAUAGUGUGUCUCUACAUACAUCUACAUGUCGGUCUCCGUCUGUCUCCGUCUGUCUCUGUCCGUCUCUGUCCGUCUCUGUCCGUCUCUGUCGGUCUCCGUCUGUCUCUGUCCGUCUCUGUCCGUCUCUGUCUGCAUUCUCAGUGUGUUUCUGUGUGUUUCUCCUUUAAUUCUUAAUUGUAAAGGUCCUCCAUCUCCAGAUAUGGACGCGAACUAUGGCGGAGGCCUGCUGGACAUGGUGAAGGGUGGAGCCGGCAAGUUCUUCAGCAACUUCAAGGAUAACCUGAAGGACACUCUAAAGGACACCUCCACCAAAGUCAUGCACCAGGUGGCCACGUAAGUCCCAACAACCACCCCCCACCCCCUUACCUCAUACCUUUCCUGACCCCAGAAGACUACCUAUCCCCUGGCUCUGGCAAGGGGAAUAUGAUGUGACUGUGCCCCACAUUGGAGCUCCUUGGCUGGGGUAAGUUGACAUGCCCCUGCCCCUGCCAAUAGCUCUGCUAUAGCUAACCUCCCCGUAUGAAAACAUACUAUAAUGUAUACUAUGGUAGGAAUACUAUAGUAUUCACUGUAGUGUUUUUGCGGACUGAAGACCUCUUUUACAAGGGAGACCUGAACUAAGUGUGUGUCCGUGUCCUCCAUCUCCAGAUAUGUAAUCCAUACUGUAGUAUUUACAGAGUACUAUAGUAUAAAUAAUGUAGUAAAAAAAAGAGAGUAGUAUAUACUAUAGUAAUUAAUGUAGUGUUUUUGCGGACUGUAGUAUACUGUAGUGUUAUUGCAGACAUUACUGUAGUAUUUACUCAAGUUUACUAAAGUUCUGACCGGAGAGUUCAUAGCUUCUGCUCUUUUCUAUAACCAUAGGGAACACGAUAUAUGGCGUAUACUUGGCAUGUAGGUUUCUCACUUACGGGUGGCACAAAUUGUGAAAUGGGCAGAUUAUAUGCAAAUUAAAUACUGUAGUAUUUAGUAUAUAUAUUUUUUUGUGUUUUUGCAGACAGUUGUGUUUUUGCAGAUAUUUCUGUAGUAUCUACUAAAGGUUUUUUUGUUUGGAUAAUGCUGAAGUAUUUACUAUAGUAUUCUGCAGUAUACUACACAAUUCGAUACUAAGUACUACACAUGAUCGAGGGAUUCUACAGUGUGUAGUAUAAUAUUCUAUAGUUUACUACAGAAUUCUAUAGUAAGUACUUUAGUAUUCUAUAGUAAACUGUAGUAUAUUUUUAUGUGGGUCCAUGCAAUUGUGUCUAUUGUCUAAGGCAGAAAUAUCUGUCUGACCCAGUUCUGGUUCCCAUGCUAGACUGACUCACAGGAUGGUAAAUUAGAUUAUGCUGUUUUCUUUACGGAACAUUGCCAGCCAGUACUUUUUGAAAAUGCAAAAAACUAGAUUUUAUGUUCACCGGCAAGCUGUCGAAAGUGAGACAUAUACAGCUGGUGGGAGUUGUAGUUCAUGUGUGUAGUUGUAAUGAAACGGUUGUAACUUUUCGGCUUUGUGCUUCUUCUUGGCCGUCAAAUAAGUUGAAAACCGGCAUAUGGUAGGUGAAUUCACUCUGAAACACGUAUACAGUAUAUCUUAAAUUACAGUGUUUUCAUGACUUUGACGAUGCAAAUGUGAGGUUUGUUCUUAGCCUACAAAACGAGGAUCCAGGAAGUGCCACUUUCUUACCGUAUAGCGUUCUGAGACUGGGCCUAGUAGCUCUCUCAGUGUGCCUGCUGGGCUCUAGCAUGUAAGUGUGAGAGGAGGAGACUGUGUUAUCACCCAGCUGAGAUAUUUACAUGUCAUUCCUGGUUGCUGUGGUUCCUUGAGCUGUGAAACAUGGAAUGGGGUAACAAUGCCUGGGCUGAUUACACAUGGUUUUACACACAGCGACACACCUCUAUGGAUCUACAGUUACAUUACAGCAACAAUGAGAUAACACUUUAGACUAUAUUGCCGAAAUGGUUGGCCAUUUUUCACUGUGAGACACUGAGAGGUAUUCUUUGAAUUGUAUCUGUAUAUGAGAUGAAAUAUUAGUCAAUUAGAUAGCUGAUAGAAAAGGCUGACUAGAUCUUUCCUGAAGGGAGUGUGAGGGGAAACAGAUGAGUGGAGGAGGAGAAGGGGAGGAACAGUAGAAGGGGUGUAGAGGGAUGAAGAACAGGAGGGGGAGAGGAAUGAGGGAGAGAGGCUGUCGAGUCUGGCACCGCUGGGUCCUGUGAGAGAGUAUUUCUGCGCAGGCGUCUUCAGCGGACACACAAAGGGGCCUCUGUACUGUCAGACAGUGAGCAGGCCUCUCGAGACCCACGCCUUGUCCACACACUCUCUCUUUAACCCUGCCACACACACCCGCAUGCACACACGCACAUACACACACACAUACACACACACACUCGUCUCUCUGGACCCUUUGGAACAGUGUCGUUCACAGAGCAGGGACGGGGCAGAGCUGGGGCACAUUGAUUCAGUAUGUCGAUCACAGUUUUCUGCUGAUAAGCUUGUCUCUGGCCUAGUCUCGUCUUUUCUCCUCCCUUCUCCCAUCCUUUCCAGUGGUGGAAAAAGUUCCCAAUUGUCAUACAUAAGUAAAAGUAAAGAUACCUUAAUAGAAAAUGACUCAAGUAAAAGUGAAACUCACCCAGUAAAAUACCACUUUUAAAUAUACUUAAGUAUCAAAAGUAAAUGUAAUUUCUAAAAUAUACUUAAGUAUCAUAAGUAAAAGUAAAAGUAUGAAUCAUUUCAAAUUCCUUACAUAAAGCAAACCAGACUGCACCAUUUUCUUGUUUUUUAGCCAGGGGCAUACUCCAACACUCAGACACUCCCUGACGGGCCGCCCCAUGUGGUAAGGGUAGGCAACAACACAUCUGCCACGCUGAUCCUCAACACGGGGGUCCCUCAGGGGUGCGUGCUUAGUCCCCUCCUGUACUCCCUGUUCACCCAUGACGACGUGGCCAAGCACGACUCCAACACCAUCAUUAAGUUUGCCGAUGACACAACGGUGGUAGGCCUGAUCGCCGACAACGAUGAGACAGCCUAUAGGAAGGAGGUCAGAGACUUGGCAGUGUGGUGCCAGGACAACAACCUCUACCUCAACGUGAUCAGGACAAUAGGUGAUCGUGGACUACAGGAAAUGGAGGGCCGAGCACACCCCUAUUCUCAUCGAUGGGGCUGUAGUGGAGCAGGUUGAGAGCUUCAAGUUCCUUGGUGUCCACAUCAUCAACAAACUAUCAUGGUCAAACACACCAAGACAGUCGUGAAGAGGGCACGACAACGACUAUUCCCCCUCAGGAGACUGAAAAGAUUUGCCAUGGGUCCUCAGAUCCUCAAAAAGUUAUACAGCUGCACCAUCGACAGCAUCCUGACUGGUUGCAUCACCGCCUGGUAUGGCAACUGCUCGGCCUCCAACCGCAAGGCACUACAGAGGGUAGUCCGUACGGCCCGGUACAUCACUGGGGCCAAGCUUCCUGCCAUCCAGGACCUCUAUACCAGGCGGUGUCAGAGGAAGGCCCUAAAAAUUGCCAAAGACACCAGCCACCCUAGUCAUAGACUGUUUUCUCUGCUACCACACGGCAAGCGGUACCGGAGCGCCAAGUCUAGGUCCAAAAGGCUUCUUAACAGCUUCUACCCCCAAGCCAUAAGACUGCUGAACAGCUAAUCAAAUGGCUACCUGGACUAUUUGCAUUGACCCCCUGCCCUUUAUUUACGGUGCUGCUACUCACUGUUUACUAUCUACAGUGAGGGAAAAAAGUAUUUCAUCCCCUGCUGAUUUUGUACGUUUGCCCACUGACAAAGAAAUGACCAGUCUAUCAUUUUAAUGGUAGCUUUAUUUGAACAGUGAGAGACAGAAUAACAACAAAAAAAUCCAGAAAAACGCAUGUCAAAAAUGUUAUAAAUUGAUUUGCAUUUUAAUGAGGGAAAUAAGUAUUUGACCCCCUCUCAAUCAGAAAGAUUUCUGGCUCCCAGGUGUCUUCUAUACAGGUAACAAACUGAGAUUAGGAGCACACUCUUAAAGGGAGUGCUCCUAAUCUCAGUUUGUUACCUGUAUAAAAGACACCUGUCCACAGAAGCAAUCAAUCAAUCAGAUUCCAAACUCUCCACCAUGGCCAAGACCAAAGAGCUCUCCAAGGAUGUCAUGGACAAGAUUGUAGACCUACACAAGGCUGGAAUGGGCUACAAGACCAUCGCCAAGCAGCUUGGUGAGAAGGUGACAACAGUUGGUGCGAUUAUUCGCAAAUGGAAGAAACACAAAAGAACUGUCAAUCUCCCUCGGCCUGGGGUUCCAUGCAAGAUCUCACCUUGUGGAGUUGCAAUGAUCAUGAGAACGGUAAGGAAUCAGCCCAGAACUACACGGGAGGAUCUUGUCAAUGAUCUCAAGGCAGCUGGGACCAUAGUCGCCAAGAAAACAAUUGGUAACACACUACGCCGUGAAGGACUGAAAUCCUGCAGAGCCCGCAAGGUCCCCCUGCUCAAGAAAGCACAUAUACACGCCUGUCUGAAGUUUGCCAAUGAACAUCUGAAUGAUUCAGAGGAGAACUGGGUGAAAGUGUUGUGGUCAGAUGAGACCAAAAUUGAGCUCUUUGGCAUCAACUCAACUCACCGUGUUUGGAGGAGGAGGAAUGCUGCCUAUGACCCCAAGAACACCAUCCCCACCGUCAAACAUGGAGGUGGAAACAUUAUGCUUUGGGGGUGUUUUUCUGCUAAGGGGACAGGACAACUUCACCGCAUCAAAGGGACGAUGGACGGGGCCAUGUACCGUCAAAUCUUGGGUGAGAACCUCCUUCCCUCAGCCAGGGCAUUGAAAAUGGGUCGUGGAUGGGUAUUCCAGCAUGACAAUGACCCAAAACACACGGCCAAGGCAACAAAGGAGUGGCUCAAGAAGAAGCACAUUAAGGUCCUGGAGUGGCCUAGCCAGUCUCCAGACCUUAAUCCCAUAGAAAAUCUGUUAUUGUUAUUUUAUUGUUGCUCUUUUAUUUUUUUAUUUUAUUUAGUAAAUAUUUUCUUAACUCUUAUUUUUCUUAAAACUGCAUUGUUGGUUAAGGGCUUGUAAGUAAGCAUUUCACUAGGUCUAAUUAAGAUUCUGUGUCAUUAUUGAGGUAAAAUUCAAAAACUGAAAAACCCUUCAAUCAACCACACAGGUUUUCUUUCACCCAACACGAUGUUCCCUAGAACAAAUGCAGUUGUGACAGGCAGACUGACUUUGCAGUGCUGUGUUCUGUACUGUUCUCAGUCAGUGUUGUAUUGGUUUAACUCUCCAAUAGCGAGAGAUAGAGAUAUGAGAGCGAUGAGACGAGAGAGAGAGAGAAGCAUAGAGAGUGAGCGAGAGAGAGAUAGAGAGCGCGAGUCAGAGCGAGGCGAGAGAGGGAUCGAGUAGAGAUAUAUAGAUGAUAGAGAUAUAGAUUAGAUAUCCGAAUAUAUAUAUAGAUAUAGAUAUCUCUCUCUCGCUAUCUAAUAUUUAGAGCUAUGAUAUAUUAUCUAUAUAUCCUCUCUCUCUCUCUCUUCUCUCUCUCCUUCUCUCUCUCCUCUCUCGCUCUCUCUCUCUCUCUCUCUCUCUCUAAUCUCUGAGCGCCUUUGUAUUUGCCUCAUGGACUUAAUUAUUAUGGAUGAUCCAUUCCUCUCCUCUCUGUCAGAAUCUACAGACAAACCCCAUCUGAAAAAUCGAUACUCUAUGCCCUGGCCUCUGACUCUGAUGUGUCACAGUAACCACAGGAAAUAUCGGGAAAUGCAAGCUCUACAAAAUGCCCCUGAGUGGUCAUAAUCACAGAUGGGCAGUAUUUCUGUUACAUGUAUUUGAAAUAUGUAUUUCAAUUACUUCUGAUUAUUUUGUAAUUUGUAUUACACUGAGCUGAACUACACUCCAAUGUAUUUGGUAACAAGAUACUUUAGAGAGCUGUAAUUUGAAUUUUCAAAAUUCAAAAUACUGUUCUAUACCAUUUAUUAUAGCUGUUCACAAUUUUGUGGCCCCCUUUCGCUUGUGAACUUAAGUGCACCAAACCUUCAUAUCAUAACCGCUAACCUCUACACACAGCCUACAUCGUUGUCACCAUAUUAGCUAACGUCAUAGUUAACAUAGCUACUAGAACUAACGUGUUAGUAAACCUGCUACAAUCAUGGAGUACAGUGUACAGUCAGCAAGCUGCAGCUUAUGCUUUCAGUACUAGAUUAAUUAUCUGAUCCUUUGAUUGGGUGGACAACAUGUCAGUUCAUGCUGCAAAAGCUUUGAUAGGUUGGAGGACGUCCUCCGGAAGUUGUCAUAAUUACUGUGUAAGUCUAUGGAAGGGUGAGAACCAUGAGCCUCCUAGGUUUUGUAUUGAAGUCAAUGUACCCAGAGGAGGACGGAAACUAUCUGUCCUCCGGCUACACCAUGGUGCUACCCUACAGAGUGCUGUUGAGGCUACUGUAGACCUUCAUUGCAAAACAGUGUGUUUUAAUCAAUUAUUUGGUGACAUGUGUAAAUAUUUAGUAUAGUUUUAUCUAAAAAGGAUAACUUUUUUAAUGUUUCACUAUUUCUAUUUUUCUGAAAUUUACUGAGGAGGAUGGUCCUCCUCUUCCUCUGAGGAGCCUCCAAUAGCAGCCAUAGUAAGCAGAGCUAGCAGCAGCUAGUACAGUUAGCAGAGCUAGCACUAGCAGCAGCUACUACAGUUAGCAGAGCUGGCGCUAGCAGCAGCUAGUACAGUUAGCAGAGCUAGCGCAAGCAGCAGCUAGUACAGUUAGCGGAGCUGGCGCUAGCCAUAUUAUCCAGAUAAGCUAACGCUGUUCACGCUGCAGGAGAGCACAACACAACACUGGAUCAAAAUAGAACACUGCUGUUGGUCCAAUUACCUCGUUAUGAGGAUUUGCCCACUGAUGCUUCCUCCUGUUCCCGCUUCCCCUCCUCCCUCUCUGCCCUCCCUCCCUGCCUCCCGCUCUUCCCUCCCUGCCUCCUCCUUCCCUGCCUCCCCUCCUCCAGUUGGGCUGUUGGGUAAUCAUGCAGGGCCAGGAUGGGAAGCCCUCAGGGCCAUAUGGCGCUCAUCCACCUCAGCACUUCACUAACCGACUAGUGGCCUAGAUAAUGGAUUUACAUUUACACCACAAGCAACAGGGCCCCAACCUAAUACACUUUAGGUUAUUUGUAUUGUCACUUGGAUUGUGUAGCUGUGGCCAGUAGGCUACAGGCCUAAAGCACAUUGACCCCUGUCUGUGUAUGUCCACUCCACUACAGCUUUGCUACAAUGUAAUUUUGAACCAUUACAUUAGAUACAAAUGUCACAACACAAAACAGUCGACAGAGUGUUCUAAACACUGUAAUUACAUAAUCUGAAAUGCAUUAACAUCUAUGUUUACAGAUACACAAAAGGAGAGCUGGACAUUGCCUACAUCACAUCACGAAUCAUAGGUGAGUACCGUAUAGAAACGUAAUUGUCGAACUGUAGUUUAAUUUUCUCAAUAUGGGGAACAGUAAGCCUGUUUUCGGGCUUCACAGGUUUCGUCUCAACCUAGCCAGCAAUAGACAUCUGGAUCUCUCAGUCUCCAGCCUCCUAUAAACAUUGCCUCACUUUUUCCCUGCACAACAGAUACUUUAAAGGGGGUGGGAUGGUGGGAUGUCUAGGAGGGUGGGAUGUCUAGGAGAGUGGGUGUACCAUUACACCCCUAAUAAAAACACAAAUGAUGCUCCACCCUUGUGAUGGGCCCCUCAUAGCAGGCAACACACACACACGCUUCCACCUCACACACCUGUCUGCUGUAAACAGAGGAGAGCUGUGCUGUGGAAACGUCUUCAUCUUCCUGUCCCUGACACACACGCACACACACACACACACACACACAACACACACACACACACACACCACACACACACACCACACACACACACACACCACACCACACACACACCACACACACACACACACACACACACACACACACACACACACACACACACACACACACACACUUUCAGUGUUGUGAGGCUGCAUGUAACAGCAGUCUGUCCUGCAGGCAGAUGCAGAGGACACAGUCACGCAGGCGUUACCUGGGGGCCCCUAUUCCAUCAUGCGUAGCGUGUCACCUCUGACCCCUCCUCUCACUGAACACUCAUUAUUAUUCUCUAUAACACUCCACAUGUAGCUGCACAUGACAGUCAAACCUGUUAUAAAACACCUGCAGUUAUAUUAUUUUAAACCCAAUUUUAAACUGAAUAAUAUUACUAUACAUAAAUCACAAACAGUACUCUCAUCAUUUCAAUAUUUAGUAUAAUUCCCUACCUUUUUAAAUGUGUAUAGCCCUCCUACUAAAUCCCCAAUCUGUCCGUCAUAUCCCCAAGCUGUCCCUCAUAUCCCCAAUCUGGCUCUCAUAUGCCCAAUCUGUCUCUCAUAUCCCCAAUCUGGCCCUCAUAUCCCCAAUCUAACCCUCAUAGCCCCAAUCUGGCCCUCAUAUCCCCAAUCUGGCUCUCAUGUCCCCAAUCUAGCCCUCAUAGCCCCAAUCUGGCCCUCAUAUCCCCAAUCUGGCCCUCAUAUCCCCAAUCUGGCCCUCAUACCAUCAUGGCCACCUAAUCAUCCCCAGCUUCCAAUUGGCUCGUUCAUCCUCCCUCCUCUCCCCUGUAACUAUUCCCCAGGUCAUUGCUGUAAAUGAGAAUGUGUUCUCAGUCAAUUUACCUGGUAAAAUAAGGGUUAAUAGUAUGGAUCAAAUCAAACACUGUCAUGGAACGCCAUGACAGUGUUUAAUAAUAGCAUAGUAUAUCCUAGCAUGCCUCAUCAUCACCUCUAUGGUGACUUGGAUUGCCCAUAUGUCUCCCUCUCUGUCCCCUGCCAAUGUCUCCCUCUCUGUCCCCUGCCAAUGUCUCCCUCUCUGUCCCCUGCCCAUGUCUCCCUCUCUGUCCCCUGCCCAUGUCUCCCUCUCUGUCCCCUGCCAAUGUCUCCCUCUCUGUCCCCUGCCAAUGUCUCCCUCUCUGUCCCCUGCCAAUGUCUCCCUCUCUGUACCCUGCCAAUGUCUCCCUCUCUGUCCCCUGCCCAUGUCUCCCUCUAUGUCCCCUGUCCAUGCCUCCCUCUAUGUCCCCUGCCCAUGUCUCCCUCUCUGUCCCCUGCCCAUGUCUCCCUCUCUGUCCCCUGCCCAUGUCUCUCUCUCUGUCCUCUUCCAAUGUCUCCCUCUCUGUCCCCUUCCCAUGUCUCCCUCUCUGUCCUCUUCCAAUGUCUCCCUCUAUGUCCCCUGCCAAUGUCUCCCUCUAUGUCCUCUUCCAAUGUCUCCCUCUCUGUCCUCUUCCAAUGUCUCCCUCUCUGUCCCCUGCCCAUGUAUCCCUCUCUGUCCCCUGCCAAUGUCUCCCUCUCUGUCCUCUUCCAAUGUCUCCCUCUCUGUCCCAUGCCAAUGUCUCCCUCUCUGUCCUCUUCCAAUGUCUCCCUCUCUGUCCCCUGCCAAUAUCUCAUUCUCUGACCCCUGCCAAUUACUCUCUAUCUGUCCUCUGCCAAUGUCUCCCUCUCUGUCCCGUGCCAAUGUCUCCCUCUCUGUCCCCUGCCUAUGUCUCCCUCUCUGUCCCCUGCCAAUGUCUCCCUCUCUGUCCCCUGCCAAUGUCUCCCUCUCUGUCCCCUGCCAAUGUCUCCCUCUCUGUACCCUGCCAAUGUCUCCCUCUCUGUCCCCUGCCCAUGUCUCCCUCUAUGUCCCCUGUCCAUGCCUCCCUCUAUGUCCCCUGCCCAUGUCUCCCUCUCUGUCCCCUGCCCAUGUCUCUCUCUCUGUCCUCUUCCAAUGUCUCCCUCUCUGUCCCCUGCCCAUGUCUCCCUCUCUGUCCUCUUCCAAUGUCUCCCUCUAUGUCCCCUGCCAAUGUCUCCCUCUAUGUCCUCUUCCAAUGUCUCCCUCUCUGUCCUCUUCCAAUGUCUCCCUCUCUGUCCCCUGCCCAUGUAUCCCUCUCUGUCCCCUGCCAAUGUCUCCCUCUCUGUCCUCUUCCAAUGUCUCCCUCUCUGUCCUCUUCCAAUGUCUCCCUCUCUGUCCCAUGCCAAUGUCUCCCUCUCUGUCCUCUUCCAAUGUCUCCCUCUCUGUCCUCUUCCAAUGUCUCCCUCUCUGUCCCCUGCCAAUAUCUCAUUAUCUGACCCCUGCCAAUUACUCUCUCUCUGUCCUCUGCCAAUGUCUCCCUCUCUGUCCCCUGCCAAUGUCUCCCUCUCUGUCCCCUGCCAAUGUCUCCCUCUCUGUCCCCUGCCAAUGUCUCCCUCUCUGUCCCCUGCCCAUGUCUCCCUCUAUGUCCCCUGUCCAUGUCUCCCUCUAUGUCCCCUGCCCAUGUCUCCCUCUCUGUCCCCUGCCCAUGUCUCCCUCUCUGUCCUCUUCCAAUGUCUCCCUCUCUGUCCCCUGCCCAUGUCUCCCUCUCUGUCCUCUUCCAAUGUCUCCCUCUAUGUCCCCUGCCAAUGUCUCCCUCUAUGUCCUCUUCCAAUGUCUCCCUCUCUGUCCUCUUCCAAUGUCUCCCUCUCUGUCCCCUGCCCAUGUAUCCCUCUCUGUCCCCUGCCAAUGUCUCCCUCUCUGUCCUCUUCCAAUGUCUCCCUCUCUGUCCUCUUCCAAUGUCUCCCUCUCUGUCCCCUGCCAAUGUCUCCCUCUCUGUCCUCUUCCAAUGUCUCCCUCUCUGUCCUCUUCCAAUGUCUCCCUCUCUGUCCCCUGCCAAUAUCUCAUUCUCUGACCCCUGCCAAUAACUCUCUCUCUGUCCUCUGCCAAUGUCUCCCUCUCUGUCCCCUGCCAAUGUCUCCCUCUCUGUCCCCUGCCAAUGUCUCCCUCUCUUUCCCCUGCCAAUGUCUCCCUCUCUGUCCCCUGCCCAUGUCUCCCUCUAUGUCCCCUGUCCAUGUCUCCCUCUGUGUCCCCUGCCAAUGUCUCCCUCUCUGUCCCCUGCCAAUGUCUCCCUCUCUGUCCCCUGCCCAUGUCUCCCUCUAUGUCCCCUGUCCAUGUCUCCCUCUAUGUCCCCUGCCCAUGUCUCCCUCUCUGUCCCCUGCCCAUGUCUCCCUCUCUGUCCUCUUCCAAUGUCUCCCUCUCUGUCCCCUGCCCAUGUCUCCCUCUCUGUCCUCUUCCAAUGUCUCCCUCUAUGUCCCCUGCCAAUGUCUCCCUCUAUGUCCUCUUCCAAUGUCUCCCUCUCUGUCCUCUUCCAAUGUCUCCCUCUCUGUCCCCUGCCCAUGUAUCCCUCUCUGUCCCCUGCCAAUGUCUCCCUCUCUGUCCUCUUCCAAUGUCUCCCUCUCUGUCCUCUUCCAAUGUCUCCCUCUCUGUCCCCUGCCAAUGUCUCCCUCGCUGUCCUCUUCCAAUGUCUCCCUCUCUGUCCUCUUCCAAUGUCUCCCUCUCUGUCCCCUGCCAAUAUCUCAUUCUCUGACCCCUGCCAAUUACUCUCUCUCUGUCCUCUGCCAAUGUCUCCCUCUCUGUCCCCUGCCAAUGUCUCCCUCUCUAUCCCCUGCCAGUGAUGUCAUAUCCUGCAGAGGCGUUGCAGAUCGGCAACCAGAACCAUGUGGAGGACAUGCGCUCCUUCCUGGACUCACGGCACGCUGACCACUACACCGUCUUCAACCUGUCACAGCGCAACUACCGCGGCGCCAAGUUCUCCAACCGGGUGAGACAGAGAGAACGAGAUGGAGGUCUACCAAGGCCUACCAAGAUCAACACACAGAGAUACUAUACUUAGCCUCAGUUCAGACACUCUCCGUUUGCUAAAACACACUAUACCAACAUGCAUGCAAGGAUUUAUAAUACAUUACAAUACAUUACCCAUAGCCCAGCAUUGUGUUUCAUGGCAAACAUAGCAUAUUGUUCUAUGCAUAGACCUAAAUCAGAAUGAAAGACUGAACUUGGAGAGUAAGACUUUGCUCAGUUUCUCUCACAGUGAGGCAGAAAUUAGUUGAGCCAUAAAGUAAAGUGUCUAUACAGGACUCAUCAUGGUAACUCGUGAUUCGUGCACAUGUUGCUGUCACUGACGGGAGGGACUGAGGAGAGAGAGAGAAGACGAGGAGAGAGGAGAUGAGAGAGAGAUAGAGGAGAGAGAAGAGAGGCGAGAGAGUAGAGAGAGAGAGAGCGACGAGAGAGAGAGGAGAGUAGAGACGAGAGCAUGUAGAGAGAGAAAGAAAGAGAGAGGCGAGAGGAAGUGUAGCGAGGAGGGAUAGAGAAGAUAGAGAGCCCGAAUAGCAUGGGAGAGAGAGGAUCAAGUGGAGACAAAGAAAUACAGCGCACUUUUCAAACACCACUAAAAAAAAAAACCCCAGCCCUCAAACAACCACCCACAAACCAACCCCCCCACCCCCCCCCCCCCCCCACCCCCCCCCCACAACCCCUCUCCAGGUCUCAGAGGUGUAACUGGCCGUCCCACCAGGCUCCCAGCUUGCACAACCUGUUUGCGGUGUGUAAGAACAUGCACAACUGGCUCAAACAGAACCCUAAGAAUGUGUGUGUCAUCACCUGCUCGGUAAGAUGAGACCCACAGGAGUGAUUAUUCACAUACAUCUUCUUCACUCUGUCCUUUUCCCUCUGUUCCUCCUCUCUUGUUUACCCACCAUUCCUUUCUCUCCUCCUUUCUCCCUCCAUCUCCUACCUCCUCUCUUGUUAACACACCAUUCCUUUCUCUCCUCCUUUCUCCCCCAUCUCCUACCUCCUCUCUUGUUAACACACCAUUCCUUUCUCUCCUCCUUUCUCCCUCCAUCUCCUACCUCCUCUCUUGUUAACACACCAUUCCUUUCUCUCCUCCUUUCUCCCUCCAUCUCCUACCUACUCUUUCCCCCCUCUUAUUGUUACCUCUGUCCUGAGAACCAUCAUUCACACUCAUCCUCACUUCUUUCUUGUUUACACACUAUUCCUCUCUCUCCAUCUCCUCCUCCUCCUCCUCCUCCUCCUCCUCCUCCUCCUCCUCCUCUCAUUGUUGCCUCCCUACCAUCCUGGGUUUGUCCUGGGUUUGUUCUGGGUUUGUGGGACUGCCUGGGGUCCAAGAGAAACACAGCUUGGAAUACUGCUCCAAUUGUUUCUGUUUCAGCUUGAGUUUCCACUGAGCUCUCUCACUGGCAUUGCAGACCUUAAGCAAAGACAGAUGUUCUCUGUAUUCAAGAGAGAAGUGUAGACUACAAUAGAAUAGAAUAUAAUACAAAUCCUGGUCCUGUCCAUUUGCUGUAGUAAAAUAAUUAUGGGUAGAGAAAAGUAUACUGCACAUAUUUCAAAGUAUACUGUACAUGUUUCAAAGUAUACUGAACAUAUUUCAAAGUAUACUGCACAUGUUUCAAAGUAACUGUACAUAUUUCAAAGUAUACUGUACACAUUUCAAAGUAUGCUGUACAUAUUUCAAAGUAUACUGUACAUGUUUCAAAGUAUACUGUACAUGUUUUUACUUAUGUGCUACAGUACACUAUGACUGGAAUGUAAUGCUUUCCAUAUUUCUGUAUGUGAUUUCAUUGUGGUUAGCAAGUUCAUCUGUGUUGAGCAAUCACUUUUAGUUUAUAUUAAAGUUCUUCAAAUGUCUUCCUCAACGUUUUGUGCUGAUGGAAGAAUGUUGCUCUCCUAGAAAUACUUGGCCCAGUUUAAGGAACUUAACAUUACCGCAACCAGAUGUAUUUAUAACUGUAUAACUUUACUAAACAAAAGAGACAGGAGUUAUAUUUAGAUACUGUGGCAGUAGAUUGUAACAGACAAACUCUGUGUGGGGAGUCCCUGUUUAGUGUUAUUGGAGAGAAGUGGGAUUGAAACCAAAAAUAUUGGCCAUGCAUCAUAAAGACUAUCCUAGCUUCUAAGAAUCAUAAAGAAUAUCCUAGCUUCUAAGAAUCAUAAAGACUAUCCUCUCUUAUAGGAAUCAUAAAGACUAUCCUAGCUUCUAAGAAUCAUAAAGACUAUCCUAGUUUAUUGAAUCAUAAAGACUAUCCUAGCUUAUAGGAAUCAUAAAGAAUAUCCUAGCUUCUAAGAAUCAUAAAGACUAUCCUAGCUUCUAAGAAUCAUAAAGACUAUCCUAGCUUCUAAGAAUCAUAAAGACUAUCCUAGCUUCUAAGAAUCAUAAAGACUAUCCUAGCUUCUAAGAAUCAUAAAGACUAUCCUAGCUUCUAAGAAUCAUAAAGACUAUCCUAGCUUAUAGGAAUCAUAAAGACUAUCCUAUCUUCUAAGAAUCAUAAAGACUAUCCUAGCUUCUAAGAAUCAUAAAGACUAUCCUAGCUUAUAGGAAUCAUAAAGACUAUCCUAGCUUCUAAGAAUCAUAAAGACUAUCCUAGCUUAUAGGAACCAUAAAGACUAUCCUAGCUUCUAAGAAUCAUAAAGACUAUCCUAGCUUAUAGGAAUCAUAAAGACUAUCCUAGCUUAUAGGAAUCAUAAAGACUAUCCUAGCUUCUAAGAAUCAUAAAGACUAUCCUAGCUUAUAGGAAUCAUAAAGAUUAUCCUAGCUUAUAGGACUCAUAAAGACUAUCCUAGCUUCUAAGAAUCAUAAAGACUAUCCUAGCUUAUAGGAAUCAUAAAGACUAUCCUAGCUUAUCCUAGCUUCUAAGAAUCAUAAAGACUAUCCUAGCUUAUAGGAACCAUAAACACUAUCCUAGCUCCUAAGAAUCAUAAAGACUAUCCUAGCUUCUAAGAAUCAUAAAGAAUAUCAUAGCUUCUAAGAAUCAUAAAGACUAUCCUAGCUUAUAGGAAUCAUAAAGACUAUCCUAGCUUCUAAGAAUCAUAAAGACUAUCCUAGUUUAUUGAAUCAUAAAGACUAUCCUAGCUUCUAAGAAUCAUAAAGACUAUCCUAGCUUAUAGGAAUCAUAAAGACUAUCCUAGCUUCUAAGAAUCAUAAAGACUAUCCUAGCAUAUAGGAAUCAUAAAGACUAUCCUAGCUUAUAAGAAUCAUAAAGACUAUCCUAGCUUAUAGGAAUCAUAAAGACUAUCCUAGCUUAUCCUAGCUUCUAAGAAUCAUAAAGACUAUCCUAGUUUAUAGGACUCAUAAAGACUAUCCUAGCUUCUAAGAAUCAUAAAGACUAACCUAGCUUAUAGGAAUCAUAAAGACUAUCCUAGCUUCUAAGAAUCAUAAAGACUAUCCUAGCUUAUAGGAAUCAUAAAUACUAUCCUAGCUUAUAGGAAUCAUAAAGACUAUCCUAGCUUAUAGGAAUCAUAAAUACUAUCCUAUCUUAUAGGAAUCAUAAAGACUAUCCUAGCUUAUAGGAAUCAUGAAGACUAUCCUAGCUUAUAGGAAUCAAAGACUAUCCUAGCUUAUAGGAAUCAUAACAAAAUGCCACCACUGCAUUGUAUUUUGCCAUGCAUUGAGUUGUGUAAAUUGAAGUACUGUAAGCUUGCUGCUGCUUCCUUUUCUUCAAGUCGUUAUCCUACAUAACAGUAUAUGUUGGCAUGUUGCUGUUCGCUUGCUAGCGUUGCCUCUGUGUAUCUACUGUCUACUUACUGUCUGUUCCCUCCUUAAGGACGGCCGUGCUCCGUCGGGUGUGCUGGUCUGUGCCAUGUUCUGCUUCUGCCACCUCUUCACCAACCCAGUGCCCGCCAUGCAGCUGCUCAGCGCCAAGAGACCCGGCUCAGGCCUCUGGCCCUCGCACCGGAGGUAGGGCAACACAGAGGGUGUGUUUUGUGGGGUGUGUGUGUGUGCAUUUAUAUCGAUUGCCGUUCAUUGCAGUGGAAAACAGCAGACAAAAAUGAUCCACAUAAACAGUCUUCACCUCCAUGACUUUGACUUUGUUAUUUUGAGAUGAUGGAUGAACUUAAAAACCUAGCAUCUCCUCCUUCCUCCUCCCCCUCCAUUACUCUCCUAAAUCCUUUAUCAGCCUAUUUAUUUUACGAUUACUGAGUUGCGAUACAUGGCGCAUUAGCCACGAUGCUAACGAAGUGCCAGAAUUACAGUGAGGGAAAAAAGUAUUUGAUCCCCUGCUGAUUUUGUAAGUUUGCCCACUGACAAAGAAAUGAUCAGUCUAUAAUUUUAAUGGUAGGUUUAUUUGAACAGUGAGAGACAGAAUAACAACAAAAAAAUCCAGAAAAACGCAAAAUGUUAUAAAUUGAUUUGCAUUUUAAUGAGGGAAAUAAGUAUUUGACCCCUCUGUAAAACAUGACUUAGUACUUGGUGGCAAAACCCUUGUUGGCAAUCACAGAGGUCAGACGUUUCUUGUAGUUGGCCACCAGGUUUGCACACAUCUCAGGAGGGAUUUUGUCCCACUCCUCUUUGCAGAUCUUCUCCAAGUCAUUAAGGUUUCGAGCCUGACGUUUGGCAACUCGAACCUUCAGCUCCCUCCACAGAUUUUCUAUGAGAUUAAGGUCUGGAGACUGGCUAGGCCACUCCAGGACCUUAAUGUGCUCUUUUUGAGCCACUCCUUUGUUGCCUUGGCCGUGUGUUUUGGGUCAUUGUCAUGCUGGAAUACCUAUCCACGACCCAUUUUCAAUGCCUGGCUGAGGGAAGGAGGUUCUCACUCAAGAUUUGACGGUACAUGGCCCCGUCCAUCGUCCCUUUGAUGCGGUGAAGUUGUCCUGUCCCCUUAGCAGAAAAACACCCCCAAAGCAUAAUGUUUCCACCUCCAUGUUUGACAGUGGGGAUGGUGUUCUAGGGGUCAUAGGCAGCAUUCCUCCUCCUCCAAACACGGCGAGUUGAGUUGAUGCCAAAGAGCUCCAUUUUGGUCUCAUCUGACCACAACACUUUCACCCAGUUCUCCUCUGAAUCAUUCAGAUGUUCAUUAGCAAACUUCAGACGGGCCUGUGUAUGUGCUUUCUUGAGCAGGGGGACCUUGCGGGCGCUGCAGGAUUUCAGUCCUUCAGUCCUUCUUGGUGACUAUGGUCCCAGCUGCCUUGAGAUCAUUGACUCCCGUGUAGUUCUGGGCUGAUUCCUCACCGUUCUCAUGAUCAUUGCAACUCCACGAGGUGAGAUCUUGCAUGGAGCCCCAGGCCGAGGGAGAUUGACAGUUAUUUUGUGUUUCUUCCAUUUGCGAAUAAUCGCACCAACUGUUGUCACCUUCUCACCAAGCUGCUUGACGAUGGUCUUGUAGCCCAUUCCAGCCUUGUGUAGGUCUACAAUGAUGUCCCUGACAUCCUUGGAGAGCUCUUUGGUCUUGGCCAUGGUGGAGAGUUUGGAAUCUGAUUGAUUGAUUGCUUCUGUGGACAGGUGUCUUUUAUACAGGUAACAAACUGAGAUUAGGAGUACUCCCUUUAAGAGUGUGCUCCUAAUCUCAGCUCGUUACCUGUAUAAAAGACACCUGGGAGCCAGAAAUCUUUCUGAUUGAGAGGGGGUCAAAUACUUAUUUCCCUCAUUAAAAUGCUAAUCAAUUUAUAACAUUUUUGACAAGCGUUUUUCUGGAUUUUUUUGUUGUUAUUCUGUCUCUCACUGUUCAAAUAAACCUACCAUUAAAAUGAUAGACUGAUCAUUUCUUUGUCAGUGGGCAAACGUACAAAAUCAGCAGGGGAUCAAAUACUUUUUUCCCUCACUGUAUAUAGCAGCCAAUUAAUCAACACGCAAGCACGCACACACACGCACACGCACACACACACAAACACACACUUACACACAAACAAACACACACACAAACACUUACACACACACAAAUGCAAACACAGCCAGCCGCUUGGCCACACAGCUGCUUCUCAUAAUAACAAUGACGGCUUCAUUCUUCAGCACAGACAGAGAGAGAGGCUGAUGCAUGAAGACAGUGGGAAUCAAGCCUCAUCUUUGUUUUUAUUCUGUUGAGUUUCUCUAAACUGAAAAAGCUCACGAUUUUGUGCAAGAAUCUGUACACAUAGGAAAGAUGAUUUGAAGUAUAUACUGUAACUUUAAGAUGGAUAGUUUUGUGAUAUUGUCUAGCACAAAAAAAAAUCCCCUUCCCUGUAUUCAUGUACAUAGACAAUGUUUGUUUUUAGAUAGUACUCAGUGCUUAUGGUAGUUUAGUGUGUAGCCUUAUAUACUCUGCCACUCUUCUCCAGGUACAUAGGCUAUGUGUGCAGUAUGGUAUCAGAGAAGCCCUCCCUGCCACACUCCAAGCCCCUGGUGGUCAAGGCGGUCACCAUGAGUCCAGUACCUUGCUUCAACAAACAACGCAUCGGCUGCAGACCCUUCUGUGAGAUCCUCAUAGGGGAGACCAAGAUCUUUUCUACUGCACAGGACUAUGAGAGGAUGAGGUAGCUGCAGAUACACACGUACACACACACACACAGUAGUUGUGCGUGGGUCAGCUGUUUGUUCACCCGCACCUGCCCGCAAUUGCUAAUAACCCAUCCACAACCACCUGACUAUAUGUGAUAAAGUGGAAAUCUGAGGCCCGCAACCGACCCUAACCCGUUAAUAUAGAAAAUGCGCUGUAGGCUAUAGUCAGAGACGACAGAUUCUUUUUUGACAGGGGGUGCAGGAAUUUAUUUUCCUUAUAAUUUUGGUAGGCUGUUUGUUAGUCAACUUGUCUGUAAUUAGAUACAUGCAGCUUCUCUUCUGUCAUUAUAUGUUGCCCUAGAAGACUAAAUAAAGCACUACUUCACCAGAAUGUCAUAAAUCGAUAGAAUGAAUGCUUCAAGUUGACAUCGGUAAAGUUUCCUCUGUCAUCUCUGCUUCUUUCAUGGCUAAAGACGUUUAGGGACCGGGGAGAAAAUGCAAUAACUCCAGUUUGACCGGUUGUAAGGAAAUUGAAAGCUGUGAAAACGACCCAACAUGUUUCUGAUAAGAUUUCAGUUCGGCUUGGAUGCAUAUUUUAUGUGGUUGAAAUACUAUCAGCUUUUAUGAUGCUGAUAAAGAUAGCACCUCUACAGAUGGUAUCUAACUGCACAUUCACAUUAUCUCAAGAUGCUGAAAGAAAUAAAUCAUCAUAGCCUAUUUCUCCACUCCUGUUUUUAUAUAUAUAUAUAUGACACCAUCUCUUCUUUCUCCUCAUUUCUCCCCCCACCCCUCUCAGAGAGCACAGGGUCCAGGAGGGGAAGGUGGUCUUCCCUCUAGGUGUGAAUGUCCAGGGUGAUGUGGUCAUCUCUGUCUAUCAUAUGAGGAACACCAUCGGAGGACGACUGCAGGCCAAGGUACAGCAUGGGGCUAGCCUAGCAUGCUAACACAACACUGACACACACAGGCCAAGGUACAGCAUGGGGCUAGCCUAGCAUGCUAACACAACACUGACACACGCACGCCAAGGUACAGCAUGGGGCUAGCCUAGCAUGCUAACACAACACUGACACACGCACGCCAAGGUACAGCAUGGGGAUAGCCUAGCAUGCUAACACAACACUGAUGCACGCAGGCCAAGGUACAGCAUGGGGAUAGCCUAGCAUGCUAACACAACACUGACACACACAGGCCAAGGUAAAGCAUGGGGCUAGCCUAGCAUGCUAACACAACACUGACACACACAGGCCAAGGUACAGCAUGGGGCUAGCCUAGCAUGCUAACACAACACUGACACACGCACGCCAAGGUACAGCAUGGGGCUAGCCUAGCAUGCUAACACAACACUGACACACGCACGCCAAGGUACAGCAUGGGGAUAGCCUAGCAUGCUAACACAACACUGAUGCACGCAGGCCAAGGUACAGCAUGGGGAUAGCCUAGCAUGCUAACACAACACUGACACACACAGGCCAAGGUAAAGCAUGGGGCUAGCCUAGCAUGCUAAUACAACACUGACACACACAGGCCAAGGUACAGCAUGGGGCUAGCCUAGCAUGCUAACACAACACUGACACACGCACGCCAAGGUACAGCAUGGGGAUAGCCUAGCAUGCUAACACAACACUGAUGCACACAGUCCAAGGUACAGCAUGGGGAUAGCCUAGCAUGCUAACACAACACUGACACACACAGGCCAAGGUAAAGCAUGGGGCUAGCCUAGCAUGCUAACACAACAGUGAUGCACGCAGGCCAGGGUACAGCAUGGGGCUAGCCUAGCAUGCUAACAUAACACUGACACACUUUCAUUCACACACACAGAUUAUGAUAUGCUAUGCUAUGAGAGAUUCUGUUAGCUCUGAUUGUAUGGGAGCAUGUUCUGAUACCUUGUUAUUUACAGACAGAGAUUGCACUCUGGGAGAUACUCUCACACUAACACAAUGACAUACAUUGUGUCCCAUGAAUGAACAUAAACACAGCAUUGUUUUUAGUGCAUUGAGACUAAAUUAGAAUCUAAAUGGAAUCUAGAUGGAAUCUCCGUCCCUUACAAUCAUAAAUCUCCACAGUGUCAUUGUUUGAAUCUUUCUAUGUGAUUCCUGAAUCAAUCUAUGUGAUUCCUGAAUCUAUCGAUGUGAUUCCUGAAUCUAUCGAUGUGAUUCCUGAAUCUAUCUAUGUGAUUGCUGGUUGGUGUUUACAGGUGUCCAACACCCAGAUAUUCCAGAUCCAGUUCCACACAGGCUUCAUUGCUCCAGGGACCACUGUGUUAAAGUUUACAAAGUGAGCACCUCUCUCAUAUAUAUUAUCUGUACAGUACAUAUGUAUAGAAUUAACACGUACAGUGGCGAAAAAAAGUAUUUAGUCAGCCACCAAUUGUGCAAGUUCUCCCACUUAAAAAGAUGAGAGAGGCCUGUAAUUUUCAUCAUAGGUACACGUCAACUAUGACAGACAAAAUUAGAGAAAAAAAAUCCAGAAAAUCACAUUGUAGGAUUUUUUAUGAAUUUAUUUGCAAAUUAUGGUGGAAAAUAAGUAUUUGGUCAAUAACAAAAGUUUCUCAAUACUUUGUUAUAUACCCUUUGUUGGCAAUGACACAGGUCAAACGUUUUCUGUAAGUCUUCACAAGGUUUUCACACACUGUUGCUGGUAUUUUGGCCCAUUCCUCCAUGCAGAUCUCCUCUAGAGCAGUGAUGUUUUGGGGCUGUCGCUGGGCAACACGGACUUUCAACUCCCUCCAAAGAUUUUCUAUGGGGUUGAGAUCUGGAGACUGGCUAGGCCACUCCAGGACCUUGAAAUGCUUCUUACGAAGCCACUCCUUCGUUGCCCGGGUGGUGUGUUUGGGAUCAUUGUCAUGCUGAAAGACCCAGCCACGUUUCAUCUUCAAUGCCCUUGCUGAUGGAAGGAGGUUUUCACUCAAAAUCUCACAAUAAAUGGCCCCAUUCAUUCUUUCCUUUACAUGGAUCAGUCGUCCUGGUCCCUUUGCAGAAAAACAGUCCCAAAGCAUGAUGUUUCCACCCCCAUGCUUCAGAGUAGGUAUGGUGUUCUUUGGAUGCAACUCAGCAUUCUUUGUCCUCCAAACACGACGAGUUGAGUUUUUACCAAAAAGUUCUAUUUUGGUUUCAUCUGACCAUAUGACAUUCUCCCAAUCCUCUUCUGGAUCAUCCAAAUGCACUCUAUCAAACUUCAGACGGGCCUGGACAUGUACUGGCUUAAGCAGGGGGACGCGUCUUGCACUGCAGGAUUUGAGUCCCUGGUGGCGUAGUGUGUUACUGAUGGUAGGCUUUGUUACUUUGGUCCCAGCUCUCUGCAGGUCAUUCACUAGGUCCCCCCGUGUGGUUCUGGGAUUUUUGCUCACCGUUCUUGUGAUCAUUUUGACCCCACGGGGUGAGAUCUUGCGUGGAGCCCCAGAUCGAGGGAGAUUAUCAGUGGUCUUGUAUGUCUUCCAUUUCCUAAUAAUUGCUCCCACAGUUGAUUUCUUCAAACCAGUCGCUUUGGAUAAAAGCGUCUGCUAAAUGGCAUAUUAUAUUAUAUUAUAUAAACCAAGCUGCUUACCUAUUGCAGAUUCAGUCUUCCCAGCCUGGUGCAGGUCUACAAUUUUGUUUCUGGUGUCCUUUGACAGCUCUUUGGUCUUGGCCAUAGUGGAGUUUGGAGUGUGACUGUUUGAGGUUGUGGACAGGUGUCUUUUAUACUGAUAACAAGUUCAAACAGGUGCCAUUAAUACAGGUAACGAGUGGAGGACAGAGGAGCCUCUUAAAGAAGAAGUUACAGGUCUGUGAGAGCCAGAAAUCUUACUUGUUUGUAGGUGACCAAAUACUUAUUUUCCACCAUAAUUUGCAAAUAAAUUCAUUAAAAAUCCUACAAUGUGAUUUUCUGGAAAGGAAAUUCUCAAUUUGUCUGUCAUAGUUGACGUGUACCUAUGAUGAAAAUUACAGGCCUCUCUCAUCUUUUUAAGUGGGAGAACUUGCACAAUUGGUGGCUGACUAAAUACUUUUUUUCCCCACUGUAAAUGUGAAAUACUAUAUAAUGUUUAAAUGUUGGUGUACGUCAUGAUAUGGACAAUGAACUAACUAACUAACCAUCUGACACACACACCUGUCUAGGCCGGAGCUGGAUGCGUGUGACUCUCCAGAGAAGUACCCUCAGUUGUUCCAUGUGUUGGUGGACAUCGAGGUGGAGAGUACUGACAAACAGAAGGACCUGACCCCUCCCUGGGAACAGUUCCCUAAUAAAGACCUCAUCCCCAAUGUACUGUUCUCCUGUCACCAGGAACACCAGGACGCACUCGCCAUCGCAGGUAGGGCAGAGAGGAGGUCUACAUGCAAGCACACAGUCAGAGGCAUACAGGACAGAUGGACACACAUACACAAACACACACACACACACACACAGGCAAAGAUGUACACACAUAUACACACACGCAUACACACAUGCACGCAUACGCAUACAAACGGACACAGAUGGGCACGCACAUGUUGGAACAGAAGCACAGAGACAUGCACUUACACAGAGGUCACACAGAGGUCACACAGAGGUCCACACAGAGGUCCACACUGAGGUCACACCAGGGGCGGUGUGUUCAAUAGGGCGAUAUGGGCGACGCACUGCCAAACGGGAAAAGGAAGGGAUUUUUUUCUAAUCAAUUAUAUCACGGCAACAGUAGUUAUCAGUGUUGUAAUCUAGACGUCUGAUCUGCCACAGUGCCACACUGCCACUAAAUGUCCAAUCAGGCUAAAGUCGUGCUUCAAAUGGCCACCCCCCCUUUUGGGGCGAUUUCAGUCAGGUUGAAAAUCGCCCAGAAGUCUGUCAUAGACUCCCAUGUAAAAUCUAUUUUUUUCAAAUAUCAGAGCUUUCAAUACAAUCUCUAUGGGUGUCUGAGGGCUUGCACUUACGCGCUUUCGUCAUACGUAACAUAACCAUGAACGUAACUAAGAAAAGAGCGGGUAGCCUCAUCAAUCAAUUCACUAUUACUGUCAAAAUGGCAGUGCAACUCGAUUGUCUCUUUGAAAGAAGUUCCUUUUUGUCGGCGAACAAAUCAAGAUAAAUUGGCAACGAAACAAUUAGGACCUCCCAGACCAAAUUUAAUAAUUCAACAGGUUUCUACUAAAGGCGGAAAGUCCUACACCCGAGGAUUUUCCAAAAAUUGGUACUAACGAAAAAAGAACAUUGCCACUCAACUGGAUGAGGGAUACAGGCUAGCUGUCCGCCGCCACAACGAUGAGGUUAGUGUUGAUAAUCACAAGUUUACUGGAGAACUGAGACCAAGUAGAGACUUUGGACAGGGUGGAUAUGGUAUAAUAAAGGCAGUUUAUUCAGAGGUAAAGAUAUCUGGAAUCGCGUGCACGGACCCGUUCGUCAAACUCUUAGGGAGCUAUACAUUAAGCCCCAUUACUUACCAUAUCAGAUAAGAGAAAUUGCUGCAGCUACAUAUAUUUUACAUCCUGGCCCUACAUAGUUCACUAUUUGCAUCACUUACCAAAAUAUUACAUGUGGUCAUAUAUGCUUGGAAAGUGGAGAUGCCAUAGAACGUCAAAAAAGUAAACAUUGCUGGAGACACAUUGCCGUUUUGGAGAAGACAUCGCGUUUGCUAGCGAAGAGAUUUGUUGUGGCAAGUGAACUUGGGCUGGGAAUUGCCAGGAACCUCACGAUAAGAUAUAUGCAUUGCGAGUCUCAUGAUUCUAUACGUAUUGCGAUUCGAUACUGUGAUUUUAUUGCGCACCAUAUGUCUGUUGCAGAGGGAUCAGAAAGCCAUGAGAACGAGUUUUGAUCAGUCAUGGAAAUAAAAGUGCUGAAAACAAAUUGGCUCCCAAUGUGAAAAGAUUGAGAACAAGCUAUGAAGGAACAAUAAUGGUGUUUUGGUGCAGGUACAGCCAACUAGUGCUAAAAUAUUGCGAUAUUGUCAAUACAGUAUAUCGUAAAGUAUCACUAUGUAACUCGAUUUCUUUCACCCCAAUCCCUCAAAUUAACGGUAAAUAACUGAAUUGUUUGCCCCACAUUUAGCUAAGAUGAUUAGCUAGCCAGCUAAAAUGUUUUAUUUAGUUAGCAGUCGCAUCUACAAUAGUUUACUGUCAAUAACAUGUCUCCAAAAAUGACGUGGUGUCUCCAAUUGUGUUGACAUUUUACAAUUGCGAUGCGCAUCCAUGAGUAUCCACUUUCUGUAGCUCAGCUGGUAGAGCACGGCGCUUGUAACGCCAAGGUAGUGGGUUCGAUCCCCGGGACCACCCAUACACAAAAAUGUAUGCACGCAUGACUGUAAGUCGCUUUGGAUAAAAGCGUCUGCUAAAUGGCAUAUUAUUAUUAUUAUUAUUAUUAUUAUUAUCUGAAGAGAGCUCCGAAACAUUGUGUGCAGACAUUUUAUGCAAUAAAUGAAGUAGGUUGAAUCUAGUAGUUCUGAUCUUCUGAUUGGUCCUGAUGAGUUGGGCGAGGUCCCCUCCAGGCUACUGUCACUGUUGCAUUGGCUCUGAGUCGGGUUCUCUGUCUUCAAAUGUUCAGCCUAAGAGAGGGGAUUUUUGUGUGUGUGUGUGUGUGUGUGUGUGUGUUUAACAGUGAUGAUGUGUGUGUGUGUGUGUGUGUGUGUUUAACAGUGAUGAUGUGUGUGUGUGUGUGUUUGUGUGUGUGUGUGUGUGUGUCCUCAGAGCAAGAACUCGUGAGUUGGAAGAACUGAGAGGCCUAUGGCGUGGGUGUUGUCCUUGGCCACCUGCUGACAAGGCUGACAAGAUAGGACCCUUUUGUCCAUUGUUAUUGGAUAGGAACAGAACUUAUAACCAGCUCCUGACCUAAAUAGAUCUUAGCACAACAUUUUACUCAACAUAUCAUAUUCCAUAUUCACUAUAACAAAUAUAUUUACUACGACAUUAGCAAGAACCGCCACAUCCUCAGCCGGCUAAUCCAGUGUGUGAAGUUUUGCGGAGUGUUUGAGUUAGCUUUGCGAGGCAAAGAUGAAACUGAGGGCUCCACCAACCCUGGUAAGCCAACACUUUUGAGAUCAGUCAAUAAAUGCUUCUGGUAUUGACUUAUAUGCUGCCCCUGUCUUCAUGUUGUUGCUGGACAUAUCUUUUUUAAAAUGUGUGUAGGUCACCUAAAUCAUCAGAAAAAUUGCCCCCCCUGAGAAUUUUUUCAGGAGCCGCCACUGGGUCACACAGAGGUCACACAGAGGUCCACACAGAGGUCACACAGAGGUCACACAGAGGUCCACACAGAAGUCACACAGAGGUCACACAGAGAUCCACACAGAGGUCCACACUGAGAUCCACACAGAGGUCCAUACAGAGGUCCACACAGAGAUCCACACAGAGGUCCACACAGAGGUCACACAGAGAUCCACACAGAGGUCAAUACAGAGGUCCACACAGAGAUCCACACAGAGGUCCACACAGAGGUCACACAGAGAUCCACACAGAGGUCCAAACAGAGGUCCACACAGAGAUCCACACAGAGGUCCACACAGAGGUCACACAGAGAUCCACACAGAGGUCACACAGAGAUCCACACAGAGAUCCACACAGAGGUCACACAGAGGUCCACACAGAGGUCCACACAGAGAUCCACACAGAGGUCCACACAGAGGUCACACAGAGAUCCACACAGAGAUCCACACAGAGGUCACACAGAGGUCCACACAGAGGUCACACAGAGAUCCACACAGAGAUCCACACAGAGAUCCACACAGAGGUCCACACAGAGAUCCACACAGAGGUCCACACAGAGGUCACACAGAGAUCCACACAGAGGUCCACACAGAGGUCACACAGAGAUCCACACAGAGAUCCACACAGAGGUCACACAGAGGUCCACACAGAGGUCACACAGAGAUCCACACAGAGAUCCACACAGAGAUCCACACAGAGGUCCACACAGAGGUCCACACAGAGGUCCACACAGAGGUCACACAGCGGUCCACACAGAGGUCACACAGAGGUCCAUACAGAGGUCACACAGAGGUCCACACAGAGGUCACACAGAGGUCCACACAGAGGUCACACAGAGGUCCACACAGAGGUCACACAGAGGUCCACACAGAGGUCACACAGAGGUCCACACAGAGGUCACACAGAGGUCCACACAGAGGUCACACAGAGGUCCACACAGAGGUCACACAGAGGUCCACACAGAGGUCACACAGAGGUCCACACAGAGGUCACACAGAGGUCCACACAGAGGUCACACAGAGGUCACACAGAGGUCCACACAGAGGUCACACAGCGGUCCACACAGAGGUCACACAGAGGUCCACACAGAGGUCACACAGAGGUCCACACAGAGGUCACACAGAGGUCCACACAGAGGUCACACAGAGGUCCACACAGAGGUCACACAGAGGUCCACACAGAGGUCACACAGAGGUCCACACAGAGGUCACACAGAGGUCCACACAGAGGUCACACAGAGGUCCACACAGAGGUCACACAGAGGUCCACACAGAGGUCACACAGAGGUCCACACAGAGGUCACACAGAGGUCCACACAGAGGUCACACAGAGGUCCACACAGAGGUCACACAGAGGUCCACACAGAGGUCACACAGAGGUCCACACAGAGGUCCACACAGAGGUCACACAGAGGUCACACAGAGGUCCAUACGCUCCCAGGCUCAGAUGGACCGAGGCACACACAUAGAAACUAUGCACACAGACAGCUAAACACACACAGAUACUGAUAUGGUCACCACUAAUGAGAGCUGCUGUUCUUACCCUAACGUUGGUCUCAUUCUCUCCUCCCAAGAUGAUAUGGAGGGACUGGACUUGGAGGGUAAGGUGUAGAGUAGAGGAUACCACAGACCAGUAAAGAUACUAGCUGCUGUAGUUAGAGGAAGCCAGUACAUUGUUAGAGGCAGUUUCCCCUGGGUGAUGUACGGUACGUAUGUGUUAGAUUAGCUUUGUCAUACUGCUGUGGUGGCUAGCAAUACAGAUACCUGUACCUAUAACUUUAGCAAAGUAUCUCCUGUUCUCCUGUAGAAUAUUUUGUGGGACGCAAACCCAUUUACUAAAUCAAGACCAAGUUUUCCUAAUGUGACCUACCUCUACCCCCCCCCUGACCUCUGACCAAUUUUAGAGCCAAGCCGGUCCCAUGGCGGUCCGGACGGUCGUCCUCACGGGGAGGACAGCGAGCCGUCUGAUGACGAGAUGCUGUCCCUGUCCAGCCAGCAGAGCCACGCUAGAGGAGAGAGACCUGGAGGGGCUCAGGCUGGCACCAGGGACCCCAAGAGACCCGAGCAGCCCCAGGCCCCCCCCUCUGCUCCUCCUCCUCCCCCAGAAGAGGUGGACCUCCUGGGCCUGGAUGGGGUGGCAGUGAACCCCCCCUGCCCCUCGCCCCAGCCCCCCACCACCAACACCACCACGGACCUCCUGGGGGAUCUGUUUGGGGCCUCCCCCCAGCCAAGGAGUGGGCACAACUCGGCCCAGUCCACCCCACAGAAAAUAGCCCCUCACUCCACCUCCCCCUGCCCGUCUCCAGGUACAUAGUCAAUGGAUACUCUAACACCAUACUGUAUAUCCGUAGUUACUGAUCAACUCAAUUCAGGUUUAUUUGUCUGUUUUUUACAAAGUCAUUUAACCACAGAUGUGUACAUAGUAUGUUAAUCUAUCCAUAUCCUAUGCCUGCCAGAAAUAAUUGCCUGUCGGAGAUUAAUAAAAUGUAUUGAAUUUAAUAGGACAGGAAUGGUUUAUGCUUUUCUCUCUAUCCACCCAGUGUUGGACCCGUUUGGGGCGAGUCCAAUGCCCAAGCCCCAGGAGCUGAUGGGGUCCUUCCUGGGACCAGCAGGUAAUCUUGGUAACCCGGGGCAGCCUGGCCCCCUCCUGCAUGCCGCUCACUCGCCAUCCCCCACCAUGCAGAACACUGGCAUGGGUAAGGCAUGACCAGACUUCAUCUGUAGAGGCACUGUCUAUCCACUAACGUCUCACUCUUUACACUAUCCACUAUAUGACUGAUAUCUAUCUUUACACUGAUAUCUAUCUUUACACUGAUAUCUAUCUGCUAACGUUUCACUCUAUCCACUAUCUUUACACUGAUAUCUAUCUGCUAACGUUUCACUCUAUCCACUAUCUUUACACUGAUAUCUAUCUGCUAACGUUUCACUCUAUCCACUAUCUUUACACUGAUAUCUAUCUGCUAACGUUUCACUCUAUCCUCUAUCUUUACACUGAUAUCUAUCUGCUAACGUUUCACUCUAUCCACCAUCUUUACACUGAUAUCUAUCUGCUAACGUUUCACUCUAUCCUCUAUCUUUACACUGAUAUCUAUCUGCUAACGUUUCACUCUAUCCACUAUCUUUACACUGAUAUCUAUCUGCUAACGUUUCACUCUAUCCACUAUCUUUACACUGAUAUCUAUCUGCUAAUGUUUCACUCUAUCCACUAUCUUUACACUGAUAUCUAUCUGCUAACGUUUCACUCUAUCCACUAUCUUUACACUGAUAUCUAUCUGCUAACGUUUCACUCUAUCCACUAUCUUUACACUGAUAUCUAUGCACUAACGUUUCACUCUAUCCACUAUCUUUACACUGAUAUCUAUCUGCUAACGUUUCACUCUAUCCACUAUCUUUACACUGAUAUCUAUGCACUAACGUUUCACUCUAUCCACUAUCCGACUGCUAUCUUUACACUGAUACUAGUCUGCUGCUUUUUUUAUUUUAUUUAUUUCACCUUUAUUUAACCAGGUAAGCCAGUUGAAAACAAGUUCUCAUUUACAACUGCGACCUGGCCAAGAUAAAGCAAAGCAGUGCGAUAAAAACAACAACAUCACAGAGUUACACACGGGAUAAACAAAACGUACAGUCAAUAACACAAUAGAAAAUCUAUAUACAGUAUGUGCAAAUGUAGUAAGUUAUGGAGGUAAGGCAAUAAAUAGGCCAUAGUGCAAAAUAAUUACAAUGUAGUAUUAACACUGGAGUGAUAGAUGUGCAGAAGAUGAUGUGCAAAUAGAGAUACUGGGGUGCAAAUGAGCAAAAUAAAUAACAAUGUAAAUAACAAUAUGGGGAUGGUGUAUGGUGAAAUAAGUAUAGCCAGUUAUAAUUGUAAUGGCUUAGCUGAUAAUAACAAAAGAAGAACAAUAUUUACAUGGCUCAAAGAGAAGGAAUAUAUAAUAUCUAUUGUAUACAGGAAACUCAUUCAACAAUUCGAGAUGAAGUAGCGUGGAAAAAAGAAUGGGGGGGGGGGGAAUAUACUUCUCCGAUGGGCAAAGAAAUUCAAAAGGGGUGAUGAUAUUAAUUAAUAGUAAUUUCGAUCUGAAUGUGCAAAUUGUCCAAAUAGAUACGCAAGGUAGAUGGAUUAUUUUAAAUAUGUUAUUGGACCAUAAACAGAUAUGGCUCAUUAACCUUUACGGACCAAAUAAUGAUGAUCCACAAUUCUUUGACAAUAUAUAUAAUAAAUUAUCAACCCUGCAAGCAAUUCAAGACAAUAUUAUUAUGGUGGGGGAUUAUAAUACUGUUUUAAAUAGCUCAAUGGACCGUAAAGGAAAUCACACCACAAACAAUCACCCACAUGCUCUUAAGGAAAUUGUGAAUGUCAUGGAUACAUUAGAACUAGUAGAUAUAUGGAGGCUUAAAUAUCCUGAUCUAGUGAGAUAUACAUGGCGGAGACUGAAUCAAGCUAGUCGUCUUGACUUCUUUCUUAUCUCAUUCUCGUUGGCACCAAAAGUUUUAAAAAAUGUUGAUAGUGGACAGAAUGCGGUCGGACCAUCAUAUAAUAGGCAUAUACAUUACUCUUACUGAAUUUCCACGUGGGCGAGGAUAUUGGAAAUUUAAUCAAAGCCUAUUGGAUGAUAAUUUAUUUAUAAUUAGAACAAAGGAAUUUAUAACUGACUUUUUCCAACAUAACAUAGGUACAGCGAAUCCCCUUAUUGUAUGGGACACCUUUAAAUGUGCCUUUAGAGGCCAUGCAAUUCAGUACUCAUCUCGAAAACAAAAGCAAUUUAGGUCAAAAGAGUUUAUACUAAGAAAGGAAAUAGAAAGUCUAACAGAACAGAUAGAUGGCAAUAAAAACUGUAACAUAGAGGCUCAGAAUAAAUUAGAGGAAAAACAAAAAGAAAUGGAGAAACUUAUUCAAGAAAGAUCAAGUGUAAUAUAUUAUAAAAAUAAAGCAAAUUGGUGUGGCUGUCAAAUUAACAGCCACACCGAAAGACUCAUGUGAAGGUGAAAUUACAGAGGAGGAACUUCUGGAUGCAAUUAAAGACUUUAUGUCCGGGAAAACUCCAGGGUUGGAUGGCAUUCCAGUCGAGGUAUACCAAACCUUUUUUGAUAUACUAAGAGGACCGUUAUUUGCAUGUUUUAACCACUCCUAUGUAAAUGGUAGAUUAUCUGACACUCAAGAAGAAGGUCUGAUCUCAUUAUUACUGAAACAGGAUACAAGUGGAAAAUAAUAUUUGAUCCCCUGCUGAUUUUUUACAUUUGCACAUUGACAAAGAAAUGAUCAGUCUAUAAUUUUAAUGGUAGGUUUAUUUGAACAGUGAGAGACAGAAUAACAACAACAGAAAAUCCAGAAAAACACAUGUCAAAAGUGUUAUAAAUUGAUUUGCAUUUUAUUGAGGGAAAUAAGUAUUUGACCCCUCUGCAAAACAUGACUUAGUACUUGGUGGCAAAACCCUUGUUGGCAAUCACAGAGGUCAGACGUUUCUUGUAGUUGGCCACCAGGUUUGCACACAUCUCAGGAGGGAUUUUGUCCCACUCCUCUUUGCAGAUCUUCUCCAAGUCAUGAAGGUUUCGAGGCUGACGUUUGGCAACUCGAACCUUCAGCUCCCUCCACAGAUUUUCUAUGGGAUUAAGGUCUGGAGACUGGCUAGGCCACUCCAGGACCUUAAUGUACUUCUUCUUGAGCCACUCCUUUGUUGCGUUGGCCGUGUGUUUUGGGUCAUUGUCAUGCUGGAAUACCCAAUCACGAUCCAUUUUCAAUGCCCUGGCUGAGGGAAGGAGGUUCUCACCCAAGAUUUGACGGUACAUGGCCCCGUCCAUCGUCCCUUUGAUGCGGUGAAGUUGUCCUGUCCCCUUAGCAGAAAAACACCCCCAAAGCAUAAUGUUUCCACCUCCAUGUUUGACGGUGGGGGUGGUGUUCUUGGGGUCAUAGGCAGCAUUCCUCCUCCUCCAAACACGGCGAGUUGAGUUGAUGCCAAAGAGCUCAAUUUUGGUCUCAUCUGACCACAACACUUUCACCCAGUUCUCCUCUGAAUCAUUCAGAUGUUCAUUGGCAAACUUCAGACAGGCGUGUAUAUGUGCUUUCUUGAGCAGGGGGACCUUGUGGGCUCUGCAGGAUUUCAGUCCUUCACGGCGUAGUGUGUUACCAAUUGUUUUCUUGGUGACUAUGGUCCCAGCUGCCUUGAGAUCAUUGACAAGAUCAUCCCGUGUAGUUCUGGGCUGAUUCCUCACCAUUCUCAUGAUCAUUGCAACUCCACAAGGUGAGAUCUUGCAUGGAGCCCCAGGCCGAGGGAGAUUGACAGUUCUUUUGUGUUUCUUCCAUUUGCGAAUAAUCGCACCAACUGUUGUCACCUUCUCACCAAGCUGCUUGGGCGAUGGUCUUGUAGCCCAUUCCAGCCUUGUGUAGGUCUACAAUCUUGUCCCUGACAUCCUUGGAGAGCUCUUUGGUCUUGGCCAUGGUGGAGAGUUUGGAAUCUGAUUGAUUGAUUGCUUCUGUGGACAGGUGUCUUUUAUACAGGUAACAAACUGAGAUUAGGAGCACUCCCUUUAAGAGUGUGCUCCUAAUUCCAUCUCCUUACCUGUAUAAAAGACACCUGGGAGCCAGAAAUCUUUCUGAUUGAGAGGGGGUCAAAUACUUAUUUCCCUCAUUAAAAUGCAAAUCAAUUUAUAACAUUUUUGACAUAUUUUUUUGUUGUUAUUCUGUCUCUCACUGUUCAAAUAAACCUACCAUUAAAAUGAUAGACUGGUCAUUUCUUUGUCAGUGGGCAAACGUAUAAAAUCAGCAGGGGAUCAAAUACUUUUUUCCCUCACUGUAGUGAGGGCCAGCCAACGAGAGCGUACAGGUCACAAUGCUGGGUAGUAUAUGGGGCUUUGGUGACAAAACGGAUGGCACUGUGAUAGACUAUAUCCAAUUUGAGUGUUGUAGGCUAUUUUGUAAAUGACAUCGCCAAAGUCAAGGAUCGGUAGGAUAGUCAGUUUUACGAGGGCAUGUUUGGCAGCAUGAGUGAAGGAGGCUUUGUUGCAAAAUAGGAAGCCGAUUCUAGAUUUAACUUUGGAUUGGAGAUGCUGGAAGGAGAGUUUACGGUCUAACCAGACACCUAGGUAUUUGUAGUUGUCCAGAUAUUCUAAGUCAGACCUCCCGAGAGUAGUGAUUCUAGUCGGGCGGGCGGGUGCAAGCAGCGUUCGAUUGAAGAGCAUGCAUUUAGUUUUACUAGCGUUUAAGAGCAGUUGGAGGCUACGGAAGGAGUGUUGUAUGGCAUUGAAGCUCGUUUGGAGGUUUGUUAACACAGUGUCCAAUGAAGGGCCAGAUGUAUACAAAAUAGUGUCGUCUGCGUAGAGGUGGAUCUGAGAGUCACCAGCAGCAAGAGCGACAUCAUUGAUGUACACAGAGAAUAGAGUCGGCCCGAGAAUUGAACCCUGUGGCACCCCAAUAGAGACUGUCAGAGGUCCAGACAACAGGCCCUCUGAUUUGACACAUUGAACUUUAUCUGAGAAGUAGUUGGUGAACCAGGCGAUACAGUCAUUUGAGAAACCAAGGCUAUUUAGUCUGCCAAUAAGAAUGCGGUGAUUGACAGAGUCGAAAGCCUUGGCCAGGUCGAUGAAGACGGCUGCACAGUACUGUCUUUUAUCGAUCGCGGUUAUAAUAUCGUUUAGGACCUUGAACGUGGCUGAGGUGCACCCAUGACGAGCUCGGAAACAAGAUUGCAUAGCGAACAAGGUACGGUGGGAUUCGAAAUGGUCGGUGAUCUGUUUGUUAACUUGGCUUUCAAAAACUUUCGAAAGGCAGGGCAGGAUGGAUAUAGGUCUGUAACAGUUUGGAUCUAGAGUGUCACCCCCUUUGAAGAGGGGGAUGACCACGGCAGCUUUCCAAUCUCUGGGGAUCUCAGAUGAUACGAAAGAGAGGUUGAACAGGCUAGUAACAGGGCGGCUAAUUUUAGAAAGAAAGGGUCCAGAUUGUCUAGCCCAGCUGAUUUGUAGGGGUCCAGAUUUUGCUUCAGCCAUGUUGUUGUGUUGGGUAGGAAAUGUGAAUUAAUGGAAAUGUUUGUUAGGGCAAAUCAAAUCUGACAUUUUUAAGUGGAAAUGAAAAACUUUAGAAGCCUUUUUAAACCUAGAAUACAAUACAAGUUUGCAUUUCCUGCAAUGCAGGAACAUUCCUACUACAACAGGAUGUCAAAUUAAGAUACGGCAUCUGUAUAUGCAUGCACACAAUGAGUGAUGAUCAAUGGGAAUUAAAGCUGCAAGUUUUGAGGGAGAUCUGAAUGGAAUGGCUAUUUUAUGGUUACAGUUAUUGCUAUUGGCAUGGUUCUGACCUUAUUUGGUUAGCUUAACGGUCAUGGUAUGCUAGUGUUAGGCUGUACGUUCUGGUACAAUCCAGUCAGACAACAAAAUAAGCUAAAAUGUUUUCACCACACUGGGCAUUGCAGCUGCAAAAGCACCGAUACAAUUCGCACAAGCAUAUAUUUAUACCUUCCAAUUAGGCGGAGUGUACAAUCAGUAAGUUCCUCCUAUUGGAGUUAUAGUGGCCCAGCAUGAGUCCAGAACCUUCGUGCUCCUCCGUUCCUUUCACAGGACUUCAUAUCAGUCAGGCGAGGCCUUGAGUUAUUGGGAGUACACAUUCCUACAGUCCACUGCAGUCCACUAAAUACUGUAAUUACACAUUUUAUACACAAAGAGCUUAAACCUAACAUUACUUUCAAUCUCUAAGAAUAUAUAUAAAAAAACGGUAUAUUCAUACUAAGAGAAUAUAAUGAUAUAAAACAGUAAAGAUAUUAGACAGUGUUAUAGAACAGUAAUUAUGGUCUAUCAGCUCUAACCCAGACACAUGGCUCCUAUUCAACCCUUACGGAAUCAUUCUUACACCCAGAGACAGGCCCCCUUUGUACUUUCCCUCUGCCCAAAUACAAUGCACAUCGAACAUGAUCUAUGUACGUUGUAUUUAGGCAGAGGGAAAGUACAAAGGGGGCCUGUCUCUGAGUUUAAGAAUGAUUUGUGAUAAUUACUACUGCUAGGCUAAUUAUACAAUUAUAAACAGAUUAAAAGGGGCUCAAGUCAGAUAGUCUCCAACGCUAUGGUCAUUGGUGAUAAUGUGGUCAUAAUUUUAAUGACUUCAUAUCUCCUUCCUCCCAUUGUCUGUGAGGUCUGUCACUGCUGUUUCUGUGUUCUGAUAGGCCGCAGCUCCCCAGUCCCGCCCACCACACCUGUAGUCACCAUUCAGCAGCCUCCCAACGCCGUGGGAGGAUGGGAUUGGAACAAACCUGCAGCUCCAGGUAAGCUCUACUCAUGUGUAAUAUUCAUGGACAAUAUCUGCAGAGACAGUGGUCUGAGAACAGAGGAACAACCAGCUGCCAUGAACAACAGAGAGCUAUGGCAUGCCAUCAUCCAGCGUACUGUGCUGCCAUGAGUAAGCAAGCGUGUGUAAUAUCAGAAUGGACUAAAUAGGGACCUCUGCUGGUGCUUAUGAGAACCACAUUUAUAGGACUACAGUGCCGACUUCUUUGGAAAUAUGAAUUUGUUCUUAAUUGACCUGCCUGGUAAAAUAAAGGCUAAAUAAAAUAAAGUAUUGCAUAGUAUUUCAGCUGUGUUAUUGUGUGUUCUGUGUGAGGAGGUGGUUUCAGUAUGGGCAGCAAGUCAGCCAGUACAAGUCCUACUGGGUCGGUCAACAACACUCCCACACACCAGGCCAAACCCAACACUCUGGACCCCUUUGCUGACAUCGGAAACCUGGGGGGAAGUCUGGGAGGUCAGUGAAGGUUUUAAGUACUGUACUAACGGAUACUUUAAAUAUGUUAUGUCCAUGGGAGGCUGUUGGGAAGAGCUAUAGGAAGAUGGGCUUAUUGCAAUGGCUGGAAUGGAAUCAAAGGAACGGAUUAAAACAUGGUUUCCAUAUGUUUGAUGUGUUUGAUACAGUUUCAUUUAUUCCAUUCCAGCCAUUACAAUGAGCCCGCCCUCCUAUAGCUCCUCCCACCAGCCUCCUCUGGUUAUGUCAUAUAAUGUCAUGUCAUGCUACGUUAUGUUAUGAUAGUUGUGUUACACUACCCCUUACAUCUCUGUCUAUAGGAGGCUCUGGGUUCUCCAGUAAGCCCACCACCCCUACAGGCACCACCCCUGCCUUCCCCCCCAUGGGCUCCCCCUCACGGCCUCCUCCCUCGCCCCAGCACGGUGGGGGCUGGCAGGCCAACACAGGCUUCCCCUCCUGGAAGCCCGGUGGUGGUGGUGGUGGUGGAGGUGUAGGGCAGGCUGGGUGGCAGCCCCAACCCCAGAGUCAGGGUGGUCCACCCCCCCAGGCCAAGCCCAGCCCCAGCCACUCCAUGCCCCACACCUCCCCCUCCAACAGACCCAACUACAACAUCAGCUUCUCUGCCAUGGGAGGAGGACCUGCUCCCAAUGCAGCCGGGAAACAACAGCCCAACAUGGGUGAGUCAGUGUGAGACUGGGAGGCUGGUUGUUAUCACACUGGGAUGGGUAGACUGUUGGGUUGUGUUCGCCCGAAAAUGACUCCUGUUGCUCUGUAUUAAUGUACAAAUGUGCCACCUGAAACUGACCUGCAUGUAUUGGGCUCCCGAGUGGCGCAGCGGUCUAAGGCACUGCAUCUCAGUGCUUGAGGCGUCACUACAGACCCCCUGGUUUGUUUCCAGGCUGUAUCACAACCGGCCGUGAUUGGGAGUCCCAUAGGGCGGCGCACAAUUGGCCCAGCGUCGUCCGGGUUUGGCCGGUGUAGGCCGUCAUUGUAAAUAAUAAUUAGUUCUUAACUGACUUACCUAAAUAAAGGUUAAAUAAAAAAACUAUUUAAAAAAGUAUGUGAUCUGUGCAGGUAGUCAUUCAUGAUACGAUUGCAUAUAUACUGUAUUAUAAGUGGAUGAGAGAAGAUGUUACUUUCUCUCUCCCAGGUACCAAGCCCAAAGUUGCAACGGCUAACUUUGAUGACCUGCUGUCUGGCCAAGGCUUUGCUGGAGCCAAGAAAAAGGAAGGUCCCAGGACAAUAGCAGAGAUGAGGAAGGAGGAGAUGUCUAAAGAGAUGGACCCCGAGAAACUCAAGGUAGUUUUACAGUGGCAAUCACUAGCCUUGGACCAAGAGUUGGAGAGUGUAGUGAAGAUAGAACUACAGGGGGGAGGAGGGUCCAAUGUUGGAGUGUCUUUUGACAGCCAAAGAAAAACAAGCUAGCUAUGUCAAGAUUUUGAAGAAGGCCUGUGAGAUCUGUGUUGUAUCUGGCCCAGACUCUCCCCCCUCUACCUUCAGAUUCUGGACUGGAUCGAGGGGAAGGAGCGUAACAUCCGGGCCCUGCUGUCCACCAUGCACACAGUGCUGUGGGAGGGGGAGACCCGCUGGAAGCCUGUAGGCAUGGCUGACCUGGUGACCCCAGAGCAGGUCAAGAAGGUCUACCGUAAAGCUGUGCUGGUGGUCCAUCCAGACAAGGUGAAAGGGAAGGAAGAGGUUAACACUACACACAGUGUAACACAUGCACACGUACAGUGAGGGAAAAAAGUAUUUGAUCCCCUGCUGAUUUUGUACGUUUGCCCACUGACAAAGACAUGAUCAGUCUAUAAUUUUAAUGGUAGGUUUAUUUGAACAGUGAGAGACAGAAUAACAACAACAAAAUCCAGAAAACCGCAUGUCAAAAAUGUUAUAAAUUGAUUUGCAUUUUAAUGAGGGAAAUAAGUAUUUGACCCCCUCUCAAUCAGAAAGAUUUCUGGCUCCCAGGUGUCUUUUAUACAGGUAAGGAGAUGGAAUUAGGAGCACACUCUUAAAGGGAGUGCUCCUAAUCUCAGCUUGUUACCUGUAUAAAAGACACCUGUCAACAGAAGCAAUCAAUCAAUCAGAUUCCAAACUCUCCACCAUGGCCAAGACCAAAGAGCUCUCCAAGGAUGUCAGGGACAAGAUUGUAGACCUACACAAGGCUGGAAUGGGCUACAAGACCAUGGUGAGAAGGUGACAACAGUUGGUGCGAUUAUUCGCAAAUGGAAGAAACACAAAAUAACUGUCAAUCUCCCUCGGCCUGGGGCUCCAUGCAAGAUCUCACCUCGUGGAGUUGCAAUGAUCAUGAGAACGGUGAGGAAUCAGCCCAGAACUACACGGGAUGAUCUUGUCAAUGAUCUCAAGGCAGCUGGGACCAUAGUCACCAAAAAAACAAUUGGUAACACACUACACCGUGAAGGACUGAAAUCCUGCAGCGCCCGCAAGGUCCCCCUGCUCAAGAAUGCACAUAUACAGGCCCGUCUGAAGUUUGCCAAUGAACAUCUGAAUGAUUCAGAGGAGAACUGGGUGAAAGUGUUGUGGUCAGAUGAGACCAAAAUCAAGCUCUUUGGCAUCAACUCAACUCGCCGUGUUUGGAGGAGGAGGAAUGCUGCCUAUGACCCCAAGAACACCAUCCCCACCGUCAAACAUGGAGGUGGAAACAUUAUGCUUUGGGGGUGUUUUUCUGCUAAGGGGACAGGACAACUUCACCGCAUCAAAGGGACAAUGGACGGGGCCAUGUACCAUCAAAUCUUGGGUGAGAACCUCCUUCCCUCAGCCAGGGCAUUGAAAAUGGGUCGUGGAUGGGUAUUCCAGCAUGACAAUGACCCAAAACACACGGCCAAGGCAACAAAGGAGUGGCUCAAGAAGAAGCACAUUAAGGUCCUGGAGUGGCCUAGCCAGUCUCCAGACCUUAAUCCUAUAGAAAAUCUGUGGAGGGAGCUGAAGGUUCGAGUUGACAAACGUCAGCCUCGAAACCUUAAUGACUUGGAGAAGAUCUGCAAAGAGGAGUGGGACAAAAUCCCUCCUGAGUUGUGUGCAAACCUGGUGGCCAACUACAAGAAACGUCUGACCUCUGUGAUUGCCAACAAGGGUUUUGCCACCAAGUACUAAGUCAUGUUUUGCAGAGGGGUCAAAUACUUAUUUCCCUCAUUAAAAUGCAAAUCAAUGCGUUUUUCUGGAUUUUUUUGUUGUUAUUCUGUCUCUCACUGUUCAAAUAAACCUACCAUUAAAAUUAUAGACUGAUCAUGUCUUUGUCAGUGGGCAAACGUACAAAAUCAGCAGGUACACACGUACACACACACACACUCAUGCACGCGCACACGCACACACACAGACACACACACACACACACAGGGGCGUCAUGCACCCCAAAAAUCUGAGGGUGCACAAAGUACGUGAGGAUGGCUGGGGUAUGGUCAGGUGGGGGGCUAGGACGUAAAGUUGAAUAAUUUAGCAUUUUUCAAACACCUGAAAUAGCUUUUUCAUACAAUCUACACUCUUAGAAAAAAGGGUUCCAAAAGGAUUAUUUGCCUGUCCCCAUAGGAGAACCCUUUUGGGUUCCAGGUAGAACCGUUUUUGGUUCAGUUAGAAGCCUUUUGGGUUCCAUGUAGAACCCUUGUGGAAAGGGUUCUUCAUGGAACCCAAAAGGGUUCUACCUGGAACCAAAAAGGGUUCUUCAAAGGGUACUCCUCUGGGGACAGCCGAAUAACCAUUUUAGGUUCUAGAUAUAACCUUUUUUUCUAAGAGUGUAGAGCAAUACUCACUAUAUAUAUUUUGUGUCUAUUUGUCUGCAUAUCUAAGCAUACCUCUUGAGCUGUCUGUAUCCUCCUGACUGGUGGUUCUUUUUUAAAAGAAACUAAAUAUGCUUCUCUGCAUUUCUGCUAAAAUCUAGGUAAGAGAUUGAAAGGAAUGUGUGUCUUAUUCAGUACAUUUAGUUAUUUCUGGCUUUUCUAAAGGGGUCUAAAACCUUUUCUUACCCAGGGACGCCCGCCCAGGCAAACUGGCGACCCAGGGACCCCCAUCAUAUGUUAGCAUGAUGAAUGAUAAUGGCAAGGACAAGUCAUCAACAUUUUAAAAUGAAAAGAUUUGGUAGAUGGUUUUUCAUUAUUUUGACCUCCCCACAUAAUUGGAAGAAGUGUAAACUCUAACAUAGCCUAUUAGCUAGAAUGGUAACUCCAAACUAGGGCUUUGAUGAUUAUGGAAUUUAGGGUAUUGAUUGAUUGUCAUGCAAAUGAUCACAGUUAUUUUCAUAAUUGUUAUUUUUGUUAAAACAAAAUUGAGCUUGUAAUGCAUCAUAACAUCUUAGAAAAUUAGCUACAAUAUACCCAAUAAAUACAACACAGCUUUGGUGACACCCUUGUCUCAAAAACAAAUGGUUAUGACUGCUUAGAACUUUUGGAAAUUAAGCUUCUCCUCCCAACCGUGCCGUUCUGCUCGUAAAAUGAUUACCAACUUUACCCACUUCAUGUAAAAAUUAAAAACUGCUAUUGGGUAAACUAAAUCUACUUUAAUAUAAAGUUGAAUCCCCCCUUCUCCUAAAAUGUAUGUAUUAAGACGACUAUGGCAAUUAUUAUACGAUAAUUGUGGGUGCAGUCUCUUGUCCCCCUCGUUCCGCUGUGAAAGGACUGCCCCUGCUCUGGUGUCCGAGGUGUUCACCUCUACCACGAAGGGACGAGUAGAAUCAGUAUGAACGAGGAUUGGUCCGGAAGUGAAACAUCCCUUGAGCUCCAUGAAUGCCCUGUCAGCCUCGGGGGUCCAGCCAAAACAGGUCUGGGACUUGCGGGUUAAGGCCGAGAGGCGCUGCCACCGCACCAAAGUUGCGUAUAAAACGCCUGUAAAAAUUGGCAAACCCGAGGAACCGCUGGACCUGUUUGAGUGAGGCGUCGGGGCCAGUCGGUGACCUCCUUAACCUUAACGGGGUCCAUUUGGAUGCCGGCGGUAGAGAUAAUGUGGCCCAGGAAAGAGACUUGGGAUACAUGGAACUCACACUUCUCUAUCUUGACAUAUAGUUGACUCUGCAGGAGGUGUCUCAGGACUUGUUUUCCGGAAGGGUCUUGGAGAAGAUCAGGAUGUCGUAGAGGUAAACAAAGACUAACUGAUUCAACAAAUCCCUAAGAGUGUCAUUGCCCAAUGCUUGGAAGAAUGCCGGCGAGUUCGAUAAUCCGAAUGGCAUGACCAAAUACUCAUAGUGGCCACUAGGGGUGUUAAAGGCAGUUUUCCAUUCAACUCCCUCCCUGAUUCUCACCAGAUUGUAAGCGUUGCGGAGGUCCAGUUUGGUGAAGAAUUGGGCCCCUUGAGCCAGCUCCAAGGCUGCGGACAUCAGGGGUAGGGGGUAACGAUUCUUAAUCGUAAUCCUGUUCAGCCCUUGGUAAUCGAUGCAGGGACGCAGACCUCCAUCCUUCUUUCCCACGAAGAAGAAGCCUGCACCAGCUGGGGAUGUUGAGGAGAGAAUUAAACUUGUCUCCAGCGACUCCCGGAUGUAAUUGUCCAUGACUGCUGCUUCAGGGGUCGAGAGGGAGUAAAGACAGCCUCGGGGAGGGGUGGAGCCGGGUAGGAGUUCUAUGGUGCAGUCGUAUGGACGAUGAGGAGGGAGGGUGGCGGCUUGCUUCUUACUGAAGGCCUCCCGGAGGUCGAAGUAUUCGGUAGGGAGAGCGGAGAGGUCUUGGUCUUCAAUAGAUGCAGGGGGAUGCGGCGAGGCUCUUGGUGGGGGUCUUCGACAUUUAGGGCUUACAUUUGCAGAGGGAUGGGACAUUUCACGCAGGAGAUUUGUAAUUCUCUGGCGAAGUCUUGAUCAAUGAAAUGAUCCGUGGCCCCAGAGUCCACGAAGGCUUGAAUCUUGUGCUGACGGUUGUCCCAGUGGAGGGUUGCGGGUAGUGAGAAACGGUGACUGGGUAGCCGGGGUGAAACUGCACAGCCCGUCAGGGUCUUCCCUUGUCCUGGCGAGCACUGGUGUCUCCCGUCAGCUCUGGGCAUGUAGCACGGAGAUGGCCGAGACCUCCGCAGUAGAGGCAGCAGCAGAGGUCAGACUGUCACGUUCCCGUGGGCUCAGACGUGUGCGUCCCAGCUGCAUGGGCUCCUCAAUGCUGGGCUCGGCGUCCCAGCUGCUUGGUGUACUCAGGAAACCGGGAUACUGGGGUGGUGUCAAAAAGGUGCUGUCUCACAUGUUCUCGGAGGCGGUUGUCAAUCCUGAUUGCCAGCAUUAUCAGGGACUUGAGGUCCUCUCCCAGUUCCCGAGAGGCCAGUUCAUCCUUGAUGGAGGUAGACAGACCCUGGUGGAAAGCGGUGACCAGUGCCUCCGUAUUCCACCCACUCUCGGCGGCGACUGGUCUGGCCCCUUGGUGGAUGUUGAACAGUCGGCUGGCCGCUUCUCGUCCGCCGACUGGGUGGUCGAAGACUCAUCGCAGCUCGGCAGUGAAGGCUAAUAUGGAGCUGCAGGGUGGUGGCUGCUGUUCCCACACCGCCGUUGCCCACGCCAGGGCCUUGCCCGAGAGUAGAGAGAUGAUUUAGGCGAUCAUGGCUCAAUCGGUGUGGAACGAGGAGGACUGUAGCUCGAACACCAGAGAGCACUGAGUGAGGAACAUCUUGCAUCCUCCCAGGUGGCCGUCAUACUGCUCGGGGGCUGGGAUCUUGGGUUCCCGGUGCAGGUACCCUGGAGGAACUACGGCGACACCUGUAGCACUGGGAGAUGAGACUUGGGCAUUGGCUCCUCCUGGGUUGGGGUGGGACUGUGGUUGCACAACCAUAGAAUUUCUGCAUAAACUGUCAGAAACCGUCUCAGAGAAGCUCAUCUGCUUGCUCGUCGUCCUCACCAGGGUCUUGACCUGACUGCAGUUCGGCGCUGUAACUGACUUCAGUGGGAAAAUGCUCACCUUCGAUGGCCACUGGCAUACUGGAGAAGUGUUCUCUUCACGGAAGAAUCCUGGUUUCAACUGUACCGGGCAGAUGGCAGACGGCGUGUAUGGCGUCGUGUGGACGAGCGGUUUGCUGAUGUCAACGUUGUGAACAGAGUGCCCCAUGGUGGCGGUGGGGUUAUGGUAUGGGCAGGCAAAAGCUACGGAAAACGGCCCAUUGUCUUGCCAUUUAUCCCCCGCCAUCACCUCAUGUUUCAGCAUGAUAAUGCACGGCCUCAUGUCGCAAGGAUCUGUACACAAUUCCUGGAAGCUGAAAAUGUCCCAGUUCUGCAUACUCACCAGACAUGUCACCCAUUGAGCAUUGGGAUGCUCUGGAUCGACGUGAUACUGACUGGUUUUCUGAUCCACGCCCCUACCUUUUUUUAAAGGUAUCUGUGACCAACAGAUGCACAUCUGUAUUCCCAGUCAUAUGAAAUCCAUAGAUUAGGGCCUAAUGAAUUGAUUUCUAUUGGCUGAUUUCCUUAUAUGAACUGUAACUCAGAAAAAUCUUUGAAAUUGUUGCAUGUUGUGUUUAUAUUUUUGUUUAAUGUAGUUCAACAUUUGUUUAGUCUGUUGUUGCUAGCGAUAUAAAAACAUUGAAAUAAAACAUAUUUUCCCACUUUUAUAUACAUUUGAAGUCGGAAGUUUACAUACACCUUAGCCAAAUACAUUUAAACUCAGUUUUUCACAAUUCCUGACAUUUAAUCCUAGUAAAAAUUCCCUGUCUUAGGUCAGUUAGGAUCACCACUUUAUUUUAAGAAUGUGAAAUGUCAGAAUAAUAGUAGAGAAAAUGAUUUAUUUCAGCUUUUAUUUCUUUAAUCACAUUCCCAGUGGGUCAGAAGUUUACAUACACUCAAUUAGUAUUUGGUAGCAUUGCCUUUAAAUUGUUUAACUUGGGUCAAACGUUUCGGGUAGCCUUCCACAAGCUUCCCACAAUAAGUUGGGUGGAUUUUGGCCCAUUCCUCCUGGCAGAGCUGGUGUAACUAAGUCAGGUUUGCAGGCCUCCUUGCUCGCACACGCUUUUUCAGUUCUUCCCACAAAUGUUCUAUAAGAUUGAGGUCAGGGCUUUGUGAUGGCCACUCCAAUACCUUGACUUUGUUGUCCUUAAGCCAUUUUGCCACAACUUUGGAAGUAUGCUUGGGGUCGUUGUCCAUCCACAUCAUUUUCCUUCCUCAUGAUGCCAUCUAUUUUGUGAAGUGCACCAGUCCCUCCUGCAGCAAAGCACCCCCACAGCAUGAUGCUGCCACCCCUGUGCUUCACGGUUGAGAUGGUGUUCUUCGGCUUGCAAAGUACCCCCUUUUUCCUCCAAACAUAACGAUGGUCAUUAUGGCCAAACAGUUCUAUUUUUGUUUCAUCAGACCAGAGGACAUUUCUCCAAAAGGUACGAUCUUUGUCCCCAUGUGCAGUUGCAAACCGUAGUCUGGCUUUUUUAUGGCGGUUUUGGAGCAGUGGCUUCUUCCUCGCUGAGCGGCCUUUCAGGUUAUGUCGAUAUAGGACUCAUUUUACUGUGGAUAUAGAUACUUUUGUACCUGUUCCCUCCAGCAUCUUCACAAGGUCCUUUGCUGUUGUUCUGGGAUUGAUUUGCACUUUUCGCACCAAAGUACGUUCAUCUCUAGGAGACAGAACUCGUCUCCUUCCUGAGUGGUAUGACCGCUGCGUGGUCCCAUAGUGUUUUUACUUGCGUACUAUUGUUUGUACAGAUAAACGUGAUACCUUCAGGUGUUUGGAAAUUGCUCCCAAGGAUGAACCAGACUUGUGGAAGUCUACAAUUGUUUUUAUGAGGUCUUGGCUGAUUUCUUUAGAUUUUCCCAUUAUGUCAAGCAAAGAGGCACUGAGUUUGAAGGUAGGCCUUGAAAUACAUCCACAGGUACACCUCCAAUUGACUCAAAUGAUGUCAAUUAGCCUAUCAGAAGCUUUUCCAAGCUGUUUAAAGGCACAGUCAACUUAGUGUAUGUAAACUUCUGACCCACUGGAAUUGUGAUACAGUGAAUUAUAAGUGAAAUAAUCUGUCUGUAAACAAUUGUUGGAAAAAUGACUUGUGUCAUUUAGUAGGUGUCCUAACCGACUUGCCAAAACUAUAGUUUGUUAACAAGAAAUGUGUGGAGUGGUUGAAAAACAAGUUUUAACGACUUCAACUGUAUAGACUGUCUAACUUGAUUGAUAGCCUGAAAUGGCUUCUUGGUAGCUAGUUAUGAGGUUGGGAGAUUGGGAACCUAUCUGGGCUAACUAAAGCCAACUUCAUAACAUUGGUAUGUGGCUAGUAGUAUUACAGAGAAAAAACAAAAAAAUAAACAGGACAAAUCUAUGGGGGGAAAGUGCCCCUGUGCCCCCUAUGGGCAUGACGCUUCUACACACACACACACACACACACACACACACACACACAGUAUGAAAAUGUAUGCACUCACUAACUGUAAGUCGCUCUGGAUAAGAGCGUCUGCUAAAUGACUAAAAUGUAAAAAUGUAAUACCAGAUAGGAUAUAGUAAGGUACUGUACAAUACACACAUUUCACCUGUGCAGUAAAUUACAAUGUGAAUGUACAGUGACAAUGAUUGAAGUUGUCCUCCUUCUCCCCUCUCCCAGGCCACUGGACAGCCCUAUGAACAAUAUGCAAAGAUGAUUUUUAUGGAACUGAAUGACGCCUGGUCAGAAUUUGACAGCCAAGGACAAAAAGCACUCUACUGA